GUUUCCGUUUGGACGUUUCAGGACUCCGGGAGGAGGAGGAGGAAGAGGAGGAGGAGGAGGAGGAGGAGGGAGGAGGUGGCGGCGGCUGCUCCUCCUAGGAGCGCGAUCGCCGCCGUUAAACGAGGACAAAAAAAGAAAUAAAGCCAGGGAAGAAGGGACAGAGGAAACUCGGAGAGGGAAGGCAAGGAGGCAGCCGCGAGGAGGGCGAGGUUGGUGCCAAGAAAAAGCCCUGCAAAAAUCAAAAUACAAGCCGCCGCCGCUGGAGGAUCACCCAUUGGGGGAAAGAAGAAGACGCCUGGAUCUUGCCCAGGGAAGGAGCUCGUGGGAAAGGGCCGGAGGAGGGAGGUCAAGGAAAGGAGAAGGGCGUUUUGGGGAGGGGAGGUUUGGCGCCCGUCUCCCGAUCCUGCCCAUUUCUUCGAAGGCUCGUCUGGGGCCUAACUUUCUCCUCUGCCCACCUUGCCCGCGCGGAGAAAAUAUUGUUUCGGUUGCAAGAAGCAGCAGCAGCAAAAAAGAGAGGAGCCUUUUGCAAAGAAGCGAGCGCCGUUUCCCCUUUUCUCCGCUCGAGGAUUUUACAAAUUGCAUUCUUAUUAUUAUUAUUUUGCGCGCCUGGGACGCGGGGAGCAGUUUGCAGAGAGACCCAUGGCCUGAUCUGCAGCCAGCGAGGAUUUGCAGCGCUUUUCUUGGAGGGCUUUGGUGGGGGGCGUCCUGUUUUGCUUUGGGGUGGGGGGCAAGGAGGCCAGAAAAGGGUCAAAAGCAGCAGCAGCAGCACAUCUUUCCGCCGCCGGAGAACUUAAAUUUGGAUAUCUUAUCUUGGCUUCCCCGAAGAGGAUGUGAAGGAGGCGCCGGGAGCCAGACCCACCGAGCGGCCUCCUUUUUGGGGGGCAGGUCAGGAAGAGGCUUGGGGGUUUCCUGCACGCCUGUUUGGGGGGGGUUUGCAACCUUGGGCGUUGGUGGCGGGGGUCGUGGUCGUUUCCCCCGCCGCCCAGCCCCAUAGCAAUCCCUUAUGUGGGGCGGAGGCUGCGCCUGCCCUGAUCCUCCACGCCGGGGCUGCUGCAUCGGAUGAAGAAGAGGCCGAAGAUGGGGGAUUUCUACGACCCGGAACAUCCCACCCUGGAGUAAGUACCACGCUGCCUGGCUCUCAGACACGGGUGCGGGCGCUCGUGUGGAAGGGACCCCCAACUCGGGUUGCCCCACUUCCAGGAUCGCGCGGAGGUGGGGCAAUUUCUGGGGAGGGGUAUCCUCCAUUUACACCUCCCUCCCCAUCUUUAGAGCCUUAUGGAGAGGCUAUAAAGGGGGAAUGGACAUAUCCCACCCCACCCAAUAAUAAACCUUUGCAUUGCAAGGAUUAGGCUCUACAUUUCUAGGAUUUUGUAAUGUUAAGGGGAUGUCUCACCCCAUGGAAAAGUUCAGCAAGGCCUUGGCCCCCAAAUAUGGGGUGCCCCACAAGACCCCCCACUCCUGGGGUGCAGUGGGUGGCAUUUAUUUUCUCCUGGGGGGUACAGACAUGGUGGACUCUCCUUCCCCUCCAUACAAAGGGGUCUGUCAGGCGAAAGGGCGGCCAAAAAGCCACCCCGUUGUGGGGAGGAAAGGGGCGCGUGGGUCCAAGUGACCCCUUUCUCCUCCCCACAAAAAAAGAAUAGCCCCCUUCCUGCAAGAUAACAGGGGUGGGGGGGGGAAAGAGCAGCUUCUCGCCACGGGCCUAAACGGAGAGGCUUCAGGCGGGGCCAGGCCUCGCAUCCCCGGCCUCUCGUGAGAGCCCUGGCCGGCCCGAGGGGAGCCCUCGGCGGCGAGCGGCGGAGGGAGGAGUGGGCGGGCUUGGGAGCUGGAAGGCCGCUUCUUGAACCGGGCGGUGGGUGGGUGGGUGUGGGACGACGGCACGCCGCCUCGUAAAAUGGUGAGAGGCUGGCCUUGAACCCUCGCCUCACCUCGGAGGGAAAAAGGAAGGCGCCUGUGAGGCGAAUGCCCUCCUCGGCGAGGGUCAUGGCGGGCCGCUGUUUCGCUGUCAGCCAUUUGUGGCCACAAGGCACCUGAAAAGGGACACUUUCCCCUUUCCUCAGAGCGGGAUUUUUAUAAUUUUUUGGGGGGGGGGGAAUAAAAAAAUAUAGGGCCAGCAUUUUCGCUCUCUGAAUCCCAUGUGUGGAGGGGCUGGAAGAGGAAAAUGGGGGGUGAGAGAAGAUGUGUGUUUCCUUUCUUUCAGGAGAAAAGGAUUGAGGAUGAAUAUUUUCAGGAAUAGGGGGCAAGGGGGCACCGCAAAUGUGCCAUUUUCCUCCCCCUUCCUUGGGCACCUUGCCCGGCUUGAGAGGUUAUGGGUGCCAUGCCAAUUAUUUUGGGUGGGUGGGCUGCAACGGGGAGGAAAAACCGCCCUUGCAAUGCAAAACGUGGGGAAUAAUAAUAAUAAAUAAGGAAUUUUAUUUGUAUCCCGCCCUCCCCAGCCAAAGCCGGGCUCAGGGCGGCUAACAACAAUCAAAUAAUACAACAUUCUCAAAGCCUUUCAUUGUAAAAUUAAUUCAGGGACACGCAGGACCCCUAACAACAGGUGUUUGCUUUUCUGCACCCAAAAUGGGGCCGCCGAGAAGCAGGCAUUAAAAAAAAAUAUGCCUCGCCAUAAAGGUAAAACCAGACACCAGUUGAGCAAAUCAUCCAGACUUAAUUCAGCCUAAAACUUCCUCCUUUGCAGGAAAUUCAUUGCCUGGAAGGGACAACGUUGCUCUGAAAAGAGCCACUUUCCUUGUGGGGCUUUGGAGCGCCCAUGUGGGUCUCUUCAGGAAUCAUAAUAAUUAAGAAUUUAUACCCUGUCCAUCUGGCUUCGUUUCCCCAGCCACUCUGGGCAGCUUCCAGCAAAAUAUUAAAAUAUAAUAAUUGUUAAGGGUGCACAUGCCUUCUUGAAAGGUUUGGGGCGGGGUAGGCUGCAUUUCCCCCGUUUUAAUUCAUUUAAUUUAACUGUUCCCUAAUUCAAAGGGGCCGAGGCAGGUUCCCCCGUUUUAAUUCUUCACUUUGCAUUGUGUUGGGGGAUACAGACAGAUAAAACCGAAGAGUUCAAAUUGGCUGGUUGCUUGGGGCGAGUAAGAAUCCCCUUUAGGCGACUGGGCUCAGGAGCCACCAUUUGCUUCUUUUGUUAUUAUUAAUUAUUUCAUAAAAUGUAUAUGCCUCUUGAUGGUUUCAAAGCAGCCUCAGAGAGGCAUGUUUGUGAGACAGGCUUGCCCCCCAAAAGUUUCUGAAAUAAUAAUGUUUACGAGCACGUCUGGAAGGGCGGUUUCCUUGACCGCUCUUUGGACUUCAUUGUGGGACAUCUGAAGAUGAGAAGAAAAGGGCCAUUAAAUGUACUAUAAAGGCUGAAAUCCUAAACUUCCCAGGGUGUGAAUCCCAUUGAACACAAACUGGGGCUCUUUCUGAUUAAACAUACUUGGGGUGUGCGGUGAUAACCGUUCUUUAUUUUUGCACCUCUUAUCCCAAAAUGGGUCCACAAAGAGGCAGACAAAAAAUAAAACUUCAUAUACAAGGAAUAAACAUUAGAUGGCAAAAUUGGACACCAGUCGCAUAAAUCACCAAGUCUUAGUUUAACUUUAACUUAAACGCCCCCUGAAAUGAAGCUAUUGGCCACCUAAACGUUUAAAGCAGAAGAACAAGUCUUGGUGCCACCACUAAGCAGGCCCUCUUGCCUGUAGCCAACACCCACACCUCUUUUUGAACCAAUGUGUACAACACUCUGCAAAAUAGCAAUGAAAAGAGAUCUCCCUGUCUUGAGGAGUGUAAAACUUAACACAGAGAUGGCAGUAGCUGGUGGGGAAGGGCAAGUAGGGGAAGAUUAUGUGUUGAGUUCGAUCAAACAUUGAGCUUCCACCCCAUGACCCACUUUACUCAUUAACGUGUACUGGAAACAGUGAGGAGGCGGGGGGAAUCCAGUCAUAACAGCUCUUUUAGCCAUCCUUUUCGGAAAUGCAUCUUAGAAGUUAAAGGGGUAGCUAAUCCUUGUGAUGCAAUCUUGAGUAUGAGCCCAGUUGCCUCCAUUUUGAGUUCGCUAAGGGACAUUUCUUACAGCCUUAGACCUUUAUGUGUUAAAUAAUGUCGCUACAUAAGACAUAUGGGCAUUUGUAGGGCAGGAGAGAUUUUGUCCUGGAGUGAGCCAUGCCCAUGCUUCAUAUAUGGAAGGAAGAUAACACGCACACGUAUUUUUAUUAUUAGUUUUCCAAUAGCCAAAUUAUAGCAAUAACAAUCCCCCAAAUUAUUCAGUUAUCAAAAUGCCAAUCAACUUCCCAUUAAUAAACUUCCCUUUAUUGACAUUUGCUUUGUUUUUCUUUUGCCACUGAAUUUCACUAAACGCACAUAUGUAACCAUUAGCAGGGUUGACCUGCUUUCUGUUCUUAAUUUCUUUCGGAGAAGGUGGCAAAGUAGCUCAAACCCUCCUUGCUUCCCUUCUCUCGGAUGUACCUCUAACCCACAACCGUUUGUCUUGAAUACUAUUUUAUUUUUAUAGCACAGCUUUCAUGUCGAAGGAUCCCAGUGGACAUCAUAAACCUAAUACGUCCAGCAUCCCUGAAAUGCAGUCACCUCUGAGGUGGAAAGGGACAGACAACUGGUGUAUCUUUCCACAGAAUAUGGAUGGGUCUGAAGAGGUAGAAAGGUAAAAUUUUGGACAAGGGCAAUAGGGUAAACCUUUGUUUUUGCAAAACACUACUUACUGUAUCACCAUCUUUCAAUACCAGUGCCAAAGUAUGUUUUCUACAACUUCUGAAAUUAGUGUCGUGUGAAACAAAUUUGAAUUCAGCUUCUAUUUUACUAAUUCAAAUCGUAGUCAUGUUUUUUUGUCAGGUGGUCUUUUUAUGAUGGGCAGUAUAUAAGUUUAAUAAAGAAUAACAUUAUGGUUUUUUUCCUACUCAUAAAAAGUAUUGUACUUGUAAGAAUGUCCUUAACAGGUAGUUACUUAACAAUAGUAAAUAGUGUUCAAGUAUUGGGUGGGAAUUAUUUUUCAGAAUCUCACUGGUUUCACAAGCUCCCAUUCUUGCAGACUGUUUUACAUUACUGCUUUGUUUUUAAAUCCAAGCUUCCUAACAGUUUAGCAGAACAAGUUGGCCUUUUAUUUUGGGGAUUCUGUAACGCAAUAGCUUUCCACUCUUCAUGGCUCCUUUUGUCAGCACUGCAUUGUUAGGUACAUCCAAAAAUAUGACAUGUCUUCUAAAGAUGUGUGGAGAUGUAAUCUGAAAGAUAUUUCACCGUGUGGCUGGCCUCUUGCAUUGUUUCCUGUGUUUAUAUGUUACGUAGCUAUACAGGGCCCAACAUUAUGUGAGAGCAAAUAUUGGAUCUCUUCUUUAGCAAAGGGCAUAAAGGUGCAUGUUCUUUAUGAAGGCAUUUUUCAUCAGAGUUUGGUUGCGCUUGCAUUUAAAUAGCUGGUCUAAACUUGCAUCUUCAACAAUAGCCUCCUUUCUGCCCCUCAAAGUGCCACAAGAUGUUUUAAAUAUGCUACGAUGGUGGCAUUCCUGGAACCAGAUGGGGAGGGGGGGGAGCAUGGAGCAAUUUGAAAACAAACCAUCAUGGCUGCAGGAUAUUUUCUGCUUGCUGGAGAACAUGGCUUCCUCCAAAUAGGGUACCUUAAAUAGGGCAGACACUGACAGCUUAUCCACAGUAAAGCUACAGACAGCUUUCUGGCCUUUUUUUUUUUUCCUUCUUGAAAUGGGAGAGAGCGCGUUAAUUUCCCCCGUUUAAUUAAUGUGAGCAGGUAGCGUUCUAGGAGCGCAGCUGUUUGAAACUGUAGGCGUAAAGUAGUAAUUUGGAAAAUUGGAGAGAUGGCUAGUUGGCUUUCUCUCUUAACUGGAAGCUGGCAAUCCGUUGUCCUGUCUUGUGCAGUUUUUUCUUAAUGUGAUUACUGCAGAGAAGGGAGUUUUAAACUAGAUGGAUGAGGUAGGAGGUAACGGUUCCCUUAUGUGAUGAUCCGCAGCAUUUUAGAAAGUGACAAGAUCAGCUGUGUUGGCUCAAUUCAUUUGUAUGUAGAGGAGAAACACUUUCUUUUGCUUUGCUGUGGUUGAAACAGUUUGGUUAUGGAAAAUAAUCCAUUAGCUGAAGAUGCAACAAACCUCAAGUAUGUAAGCCAAAUUAGGCAAGGACUUUUUCUGCAUUUCUUUCUAUAAACUACUAGGCUAUCUGUAAAUGGAAAACCUGUUCAGCAAAGAGGUCUAGGAACCUGCAAAAGCUUCAAAAUCACAGCUUAUCUUUCCUGCCUCUUAUACUCCAGGUUUAUUAAUCCACAGUAAAUUAUUGUAUUCUACUUGUAAUUCUCAGAAGGAAUUUGCAUAUCUGCUCCACACGGAUAGUUUGAAACAGCGUGAGGGAAAAUCUACCGUACUUUUAAUUACCUUGGUAGAGGGUUCAAAACAGCAAUUCUCUUUGUAAACUGCUUUGAAGUUGUUUUUACUAACAGGCGGUGUAUAAUUUUUUAUUAAAUGAAUGAAGGGGUACAUUCACGUUAACGGUGAUGAAUCUGGUCCAUUAAAGAGUAAUACAAUUCUGGCUUGAGCCGUUCUAGUACUGUAGGUUUAGGUUUUCGCAGUAACGAGCUAAAAGGAUUAUUUCCCUUGAAUACAAGUCCAGCCUUUCUCACCCCUGGGUCCCCAGAUGUUGGACUACAACUCCCAUCAUCCCUAGCUAGCACAACCACAGAUCGGGGAAGAUGGGAGUUGUAGUCCAGCAGCCUCUGAGGACCCCCAGGUUGAGAAUGGCCUUUGGGCUGUGAAUUAUGUAUGUAAAGGAAAUAAAUUAAGACUCUUUAUGAUUAAGUGGUUUGGUAUAAGAGUAAUGAACACUUCAUUGUGGAGCUAAAAUCCAAAAUGCAGUUGGGCCAUAUCUUAAGGCUUAAAAGUUAGGGGACAUGGGAAGGUCUGUUGAAUUUGAAGUGGUCCAGUUCAGUAUAGCUCCUUCACCACUCUUCCCUAAAAACUUAUUCAUCCUCAAUGUCAUAAAUCUGCCACACUUCAUAUUUGCCAUUGCAGUACCUGAAAAAACACACUAUUUAAUAACCCGAAGUACAUGCAAUAAGGGGAUGAGUGCAAUAUGUUCGUUCAUUUCAUUCCUGUUGUGCUUAACUUUAUUAUUAUUGAAUUUUAGACAGUUAACGGAAGCAAAUACUGAAGUCAGCCUUUGGUCAUAAUUUAGCUGCAUCUUUCGUACAGAACCUACCACCACAGGCUGGAUUUGCACUACUGUUCUGUUGUCGCUGGUUUACUGCUGGGGUGACCAUCUGAAGGGUUUCUGUGUGGAUAAUUGGACGCUUAAUCAGACUCGACUACUGUAGAUCCAAGGGCGGUUUGAACAUCCCAGAGUAAGAUUAGUGUGGACAGUUCUGGGGUGCUUGGAAAGCUUAUACGCUACCUUUUCUGCAAGCUAGCAGUUGAGGCAGCUUGGUAGUGAAAAUGCAAAGCAGCGUAAGUACAAAAUGAUAAAAUAGAAAGUAGCAGCCACUGUAGAAAAAAGAGCUGCUGUAAUGUAGAUAAAAUAUAACUCAUUCCUCCCCCACCCCAGUAACAUAGCACACAUCAGUAAAACAAUUCAGCCAUCAGAAACUCCCAUCGCAGCCCAAAACAGUUUAGAACAGAAUGUCCUUAAGUUUUAACAUUUUCACUUUGAAGGGCUGUAGCCCAGGCACAGCAUUAUAAAAAUUUUUUUUAAAAAUUACCCUCCCUUCACCGCAUGGUCUCAGGUUACUACUAUUUAAAAUACAGUGGUACCUCGGGUUAAGUACUUAAUUCGUUCUGGAGGUCCGUUCUUAACCUGAAACUGUUCUUAACCUGAAGCACCACUUUAGCUAAUGGGGCCUCCUGCUGCCGCCGUGCCACCGGAGCACGAUUUCUGUUCUCAUCCUGAAGCAAAGUUCUUAACCCGAAGUAAUAUUUCUGGGUUAGCGGAGUCUGUAACCUGAAGCGUAUGUAACCCCAGGUACCACUGUACAAAGAAACAAUUUUAAACAAAUAAUCAAGAGAAUAAGGUGGCCCCAGAAUAUACCUCUCAGAAUGUCAAAAGCCAGUGUAAAGAGGUGGGUCUUCAGCAUAUGACAAAAGCUACAUGUGGAGGGGAAAUUCCACAACUUGGGGCCUGCCGCAGAGAAUACUCUGGCUUGAAAUACACUUAAGGGGGACCAGUGUUGGAACUGGGAUAGAAAAGCUAUUUACCACAUGGCUCCUGGAACCUGUGCUGUGGGCACCAAAACAGAAUGCUUAGUCACAUAUUUUUUUUUAAAUUCAGCAACAUUUUCAUAAGCACGAACUAAUACUGUUCUUUAACCAGGUAGAAGAGCGCUUGAAUCGCUUGGCUCAUGUGCCUCUUUAGGUGCUCUACUUCUGCGCGAAUCAGCUGGUUCAUGGGGCAGCGCAGCGCCAAAAGAGGCGUACCUUUUUGUGCCCUGUUGCCCCUCAGACCAUUUGCAGCCACACCAGCCGUCCAGAUGGAGAUGUUAGGCACCAAAACUGGCGCUCAGAGAUCUCCACCUCCUCACAAAAGGCCGGUUCCCUGUGGCAAAAUGUGCCUGGCCCCUGGCAGGCACAGUGGGAGGGCAGGGCGGAAAAAAAUGGCGUGCCAGAAUUCAGUGUGGAAAAGCUUCCUAGGACUAGGUUGCUGAACUCUGCAUUGGCUUUGCGGGAGGUUAUGAGUUGGAAUGAUAAUGAAGCUGAUUAUUGGAGCAAGAGAGGCUUGUGCCCUAAGGUAGGGGUGUGAAACCUGUGAAUCUCUGAUGUUUUGGGACCCCUAACUGCCAUCAGUCCAGCCAGUAUGCUCAGUCAUCAGGGAUGAUGGAAGUUGUAGCACAGCAACGGCUCUGUUUGCUUUAGGGAAGGGAUGUGGGUGGCGCUGUGGUCUAAAGCACUGAACCUCUUGGGCUUGCUCAUUGGAAGGUCGGCGGUUUGAAUCCCCGCAAUGGGGUGACCUCCCGUUGCUCUGUCCCAGCUCCUGCCAACCCAGCAGUUCGAAAGCAUGCCAGUGCAAGUAGAUAAGUAGGUACUGCUGCGGCGGGGAGGUAAACGGCGUUUCCGUGUGCUUUGGCACUCGUCACUGUCUUCCAUGCGUCAGCGGUUUAGGCCUGCUGUCCACAUGACCCGGAAAGCUGUCUGUGGACAAAUGCCGGCUCCCUUGGCCUGAAAGCAAGAUGAGUGCCGCAACUCCAUAGUCACCUUUGACUGGACUUAAUCAUCCAGGGGUCCUUUACCUUUUGCCUUUUUACCUGCUUUAGGACAAGCUGGUUUUCAAGCUCGUUGCUGCCUUUACAACUAAAAGAUUUAUUUAGUGGCAGUAGUAAGCUAAGAGAUGGUUAACAGACCAGUGGCCCAGGCAUCUGCAGGCACCACUAUCGCAUACUUUGGACUUGUGACAAAGGUUGGCUACUACCAGGCUAGGAGAUGGAGAAUGUGUAAUUUGCAUGCCCACACAGAAUGUAGUGGGGAUUCCCCUACAUUCUGUGUGGAUUUGCCCCUCAAAUGCAGAAUGCAAGCUCAGCAGGGGCAGUUUGGGUGGAGUACAGAAGGAAAUGAGGUGGUUCAAGUAAAAAAGUCCUUUAAACCUUUUGGAAGAAAUUAAGACUUCUCAAAUGGAAGCUCCACAGCUGCCAUGAUUUUGAAUCACUUUAGAAACUUAUAGCUAGUGCGAGUCUCUCGGACAAUUUUGUGUUCCUUGCGGGUUUAUUUUCCAAACCUCCUGUGGAUAUGUCUUUUCUUUUCUUCCCCACGGAGUGGCUUAUUGGUAACUUUAGCCCUCAGCGAAAUGUUUUCCUACUUGCAGAACACAUUUACGUGGAUAAAGACAAACAGAACAAAGUUGCUUCCUCAAUUAUUUUAUAAUCGUAAUGCAUCAGGGAGACAGUAAUGGCUCUGGAAAAGAAAGAUUUGUUUUACACCUGCACCUCUUCACCAUCACUUCCUUAUUAAGGAAACUAAUGAUUGUCUCUGAGGGCAUUAAAGUGAAGGGAGGAAGGCUUGGCUGCGGUGGCGUGUAAUCUUUCUUUAAAAAAAAGAAGAAGAAAACUUGCUUGGUAACGCUGCCCUUCUCAACUGAGCUAAGAUGCCACUUCAAAAUGUACCCUACAUAAACUGGAUGCAUGGAUAAUGUUGGGUUCAGCUGAUGUACCAAAUUUGGGUGGGUAGGUGGUGAAUGUACUGGGGACAGGCCUUCCUUUUGCAUAAUUUUUCCAUUUGCCUAAAAUGAAGAUGCGUGUGUUUCUGCAUGUGUGCAUAUUAACAUACACAUACUUGGUUGGAAAGUGAUUUCACCCUCCUUUUUGUGUCUUGUCACAUACUUCAUCCCCAAUAUCUCCUGUUAGUUAGCCAUCUGCAUCUGUGCAAGGUAUUGCAGCAAAAAACCUGGUCCUAAAGUUAUUAGGCAGUGAAAAUGUAGCUGCUAAAAUAUACCUAUGAAAACAGAUAAGGCUAGAAGGAACUUUCAUUUAUCACAGGCAUAGGCAAACUUUUGGGACUACAACUCCCAUCAUCCCUAGCUAACAGGACCAGUGGUCAGGGCUGAUGGGAAUUGUAGUCUUAAAAAAACUUACGGAGGGCCGGGUUUGCCUAUGCCUGAUUCAUCCUUUCCUGUUAAAUGCUUGUCCUAACAGGAGAGGCUUACUUAAGAAGUAAAUUCUGAAUUAGGAAGCAGCCAUCAAGAAUUCAGCCUCUUCUGCCCUUCUUUAAGAUUAGCAUGAAAGUUGUACACUUGCAACAUUCUCUCAUACCAUCCUCUUGUGGAACAGGGUUUAAGACCAGGUCCAAGCCGUGUUGUAGGUAAAAAGCAGUACAGUGGUACCUUGGGUUAAGAACUUAAUUCAUUCCGGAGGUCCGUUCUUAAGCUGAAACUGUUCUUAACCUGAAGCACCACUUUAGCUAAUGGGGCCUCCAGCUGCCACCGCGCCGUCGGAGCACGAUUUCUGUUCUCGUCCUGAAGCAAAGUUCUUAACCCAAGGUACUAUUUCUGGGUUAGCGGAGUCUGUAACCUGAAGCGUAUGUAACCCGAGGUACCACUGUACUUCGAAUUUUACCCUUGGUGAUGGGAAGGUAGCGCAGAUCCUGGACCACUGUUAACAGAAUAUUUACAGUGACUCACCUCCAUUAGGUUCACUACAUAGAUUCCUCAAGAAGGCAUAAACUGCAUAAUUUGACCCAAAGGCAAACCCGGCAUCUAAACAAAGGGACUUUUCAGCUGGUGUGUAAAUCAAGUGAAAAAGCAAGUGAUGCUUUUUCAGCACUCCUUUGCUCAGAAUCCCUUAUGCUUUUAAGGCAGCAUAAUGUAGUUCUGUGUCCUGCUUGCUUUCAUUUUUUUUGGGGGGGGGAGGAAACAGUUCUUAUUUGCAUGCAAACAGCGCAGCCUUUUCUGUAGUUUUGCAAGGGUUUCUACUUUCUUUUUUCUCUGCUGCCAUUUCAUCGCCAGAGUAUUUUGUUUGUUGUAUCCACAGCAACCACCUCAGAUGCAGAACAGUACUGUAAAAGUCAAUAAUCUUGCCUUUUAUGCUUGCCUAGGGAGAUGACUCCCUGACCUUUCUGUGCUCAGGAGGCCUUCCUUAAAACUCGGCAACCUUCCUUAGCCCCAGAGAAUCGUUUUAAGUAUAAGAACGCCUGGUUUAACAACCUAUGCACACGUUCAUGCGGCCAGAUUUAGUUUGCAGUGCUGUAGCUGGAACAUUCUCACAAUUCAAAGACUUGGCCUUUUGCAGUUUUCUGUCCCCUUCUCUCUCCCCCAACCCCUUGUUUUUUCAGAAUGCAAGUAGAAAGAGGUUGUAUUGGAAGCAGCUGCCUUGCGAUUCUGAGCAUGGAAAGUUCAGAAUAGAUCUGUCUGGCCAUAUGUUUUUUACUAAGCAACUCUGUUCCUAAUGCUGGUUGAAACAUUUGAAAACCUCACCCUAUAAACGUCUUUCUGAAAACAAAAGGCUGCAACAUGCAUGAAGUGAAAUUUCUGUGCUUUGUAUAGUCUUCUCUUCUUCCCUCAUUUACCAUCCAUUAACAAUAUUCCACUUUUGGGUUUCAGCAAAAGUUCACAGAGCAGUUAGCCAAGUGAAAUGGAAACCCACCUUUAAAAAAAUUAAACAAAAGCUAACAUUAAGUAACACAACAGUAGGUGAGUUCUUCUGGAGAAAGAAAGAAAUUUUAAAAGCCUAUGUUAGAGUAUAUUGAUUUAUUGCUCAGAUAAGCGUCCGGCACACUUCCCUGCGCAGGCCUCUGCUUUCCAAAGUCCGACAUAUCUGAGCAUAGCAGAGUUUCAACAGCGGCAAGAGGAAGACUGCAAAACACUCCAGUGCAUUCUACAGUGUGCUUGAAUAAAGUCCACACAGGAUCUUAGCAGCUAAAGCAGUUUUAUUUACAGCAGACUAUCCAUUAUCUAUCACAGCGAACAGCAUCGCGAAAACACGUCCUCUCUCCUCAAAAGCGAAAGUAGAGAGAAAACACAGCCUAGUGGCAUAAAAAAAUAUUUGCACCUGUUUCAGAACGGAGCCAAAUCAAGUAGGGGAAUUUCGUGUUCCAUAAUUCCAGGGCAACAUCAGAAGCAGUUCUAGGAUGCAUCUAACAUUAAUUCUGCUUGGAUUAAUUCUAGUUGGAUACAACCUUUAGUCUGGUAGAUGACAUGCUUGCCCCCAGUAUGAGGAACAGUGUUAGAGAUAUAAAAGCUAGGAGCUAAAUGGCACCUUAAACCUAGGUUAUGGACGCAACAAUGGAAUGUCUAGGUUUGCUUUCUUAUAACAAGAAUUUAUAACAAGCUGAAAAUAAAUGAACUGCAGCUAAAAUCUUAUGUUCAUUUUUCACAUGGUCUAGUCCUUCCCCUGCCCACCCCCCUAAUAUUCUUAAGAGGGUCUCUGCUCCAGUGUUCAGAGAGUAGCCGGAAGUGGGGAGGCAGAAAAGGGUCCUCCUUUCCUUCCACUCCACAGUUUUAAUCUGAAAUCUUAGGUGCAGCCAUGCGCCCAGAGCUCAGAAACUGCUUGUGCUAAUGAAAUUCCCUGUCGCAGAAUGCCCCUAGAACAAUGGGAGUUUCAAACACUGUUGUGGUAUCCUGUAGGAGGGAAUCAUUGGCUGAUCUUAAGGCUUUGAGAAAGAUCAAAAAGGCCAUGCACACCCACAUAGUAAUGUAGAAAUGCAAAUGACAGGUUCAGAAACACAGCAUGCUUAGUGAUCGGAUUUGUGCAAAAUAAGCAAAUAUACAUUUACUCCACUGUUGAAACUUGGAAUGUAAGCUAGCUGUUUGCUUAUGUUAAUACAGGGGAAUCCCCACUUACAUGAGGGUUCCGUUCCUGGCAUUCCCAAGUGUUAUUGCUGCGCACGCAAGUGGGGAUUCCUCCGUUCCGCCCCCUUUCGGUGCUGAAAACUGCACGUGUCAGCAGGACACAGGUGAGGGGAUGCCUUUAUUGCAAAGUAGCAUGUACACUGAUGAUGCUAUAUUGCAUAGCUUACCUUUCAGGUGGUGCUUCCUGGGCCCUCUGUUGCUGUCUAGAAGGCAUCAUUGGAAAGCUUUGUUGACACCCACAGAAGCAAGUUGCAAGACAACCAGUGAUUUAUCAUUAGCUUAGAGCUGGUUGUGUUUAUUGCAAGAAUGUGAAAGAGAGGGAAACGGUGGGUUUUGAGGCUGGAUGUGAUGGAACUGGCAAGGAUGACCCUGUGCAGAAUUCUCCAAAAGACGUGAGGAGAAUUGGAGGAUCCUGGGAUGCCUAGCUGCUGUUGAGGUGUUUCACAAAUGACAAGUAUUGUUACAUGGCUGGGAUGCAGAGGGUGCAUUUAGAUGGUCCGUCUGAUCAUAUCAUAGCAAGUCUCCUAAGGGAAGAAAAUGUGUUGUCGAGAUUUGUCUAGCAGUGCCCACUGCUAUGGCAACAGCAUGGCAUAGGAUGGCUUGCCACAGUAGUUCAGAUUUUCUCAGUUGUGAAUCUGCCAGGAAAAGGGGGUGGCUGGAUGCUGUUGCUGUUCUGCAAGCUUUGCCAAGAAUCGUUGGGUGUAAAAGAGAAACUGUGGCCUGGAGCCUUGCGUUUGUUCUAAGCUGCCACUUGGACAUCAGCGUUUACCUGCAGGGCACAGGUUCAGGCUAGCCCUCCCUUGUGAGUAGUUGAAUCAGGCCUUAUUGCCUUCUGUUAUCAAGGUAAAGGACCAGGUGGAAGAGUGGGCUACCUGCAUUUAGUUGCAAGGCAGUUGUUGGGCCUCUCCUGAGCUACAGGCUGCUAUUGGAUUGGUCACCUGCCCUAUUGCUCCCUUUGUUGCUGGCCGCCCUCCAAUCACAAUCUCUUGAGCUCCUCCUGCUCCUGGUUUUCAUGUAGGGCCUUGACUUAACCAGGCAGCCUCUACAAGUCUGCUUGAAUUUGCCUAGACCGUUGCACCUUCUCAGGUUGCUGUCACUGUCAUCUCUCAGUACCUCCCAUCUCCCUAUUGGUUAAGGGUGGCCUUUAUUCUGGCCAGGAGCUGUGGGACAUUCUCAUGGCUCAUGAGACGCAGAGUGCCUUACCUGGGAAUGUCACGCAAUUGGACCCCUAAGGCUGGCACAAAGCACUGCCACCCCAGGGUUUAGCUUGAGGUUGUGUUGUUGUGCCUGAACAGUUUGCAUCUAGUCCUUCACCGUCUUCCAACCCUGCUGUCAAUCUCCUCCUCCUCCCUCACAGUGUUCAAAAUUCUCCAGGCGCAUUUUGCACCUAGCUUUCGACUUCUUGCGAUCAACUGAAGAUGCCUGGGUGCCAGGAUGGGACCUGACACCUCCACUAUCUGGAGAUCAUUGGAUCUGGACUGUUUUCACACACUAAUACACCAUCCUGUAGAAUUCUAUCACUUACAUUUUAUCUGCACAGUCAGAAUGAAUUUCUGGAACCAAAUCGCUUUUUCUGUGCAGCCUGGAGCAGGAGCAGUCACCAUGAAGAAAGAGGUCGGAAUAAGCGAAUAUAUGUGUGUUCCUGGGUCAAAUGACUUUUUAAACCUAGCUCAAGGUUGUCAUCUGAACUAGCCAGAUGCUUAACUGAGAAUCAAUCGCAGCCAGUCCAUCCUUUGAAAAACAAGACUUUAGAGCCGUCUUGCCCUAAAAUGGCAACUAGACAUUCCAUUUUGGUGACUGUAACCUUGGUUUUAAGGGGCCAUUUGGCACCUAGCUUAUAUAUAUGAGUUUUGAACACCGUGCAAAAAGAGUGUCCAUACAGAUGGGAUACAGAUCCCUUUCCAACUGCCACACCAGAGAACUUCUCCUUGUCCUUUUUUCUAAGACUUGGGAUACACAAACGUUUUUGAAAUCUAGGUGGAGUUGCCAAAGGAGGUGUCUCCUCGUGAGGACUGUUUGGAGCCUGAGUUGAUGCUUGCUGUCAGCCGAAAUAUUGUGCCAGCCGCUUGAUAUCCAGAGCUUACAAAGAACGAGAAAGCUAAAUUACGCUUAACCUACAACGCUGUAUAAACAAACCUUUUAUUCAGUUAAAACCACAAGUGGUAUCAAAUGCUUGCUGGCUGCUGGGGUGGUUCUUUGUUUGGAAUAAUGUGUUGUACAGCCAAGAAUAUAAUCCUGAGGGCAGCAAAGAACAGUACCAUUCCUUUCCAAAGGUUGUGUUUAUUCACAGGACGAUGAUUGGUUCAACAAGGCUUGAGUCAUCUCAGUGUAAAGCUUGUGUAAACGAUUUUAGAAUGGAGAAAGGAAUACUCCAGGUUUCAACAGAGACUUGGCCAUAGUUAUACGUAUAUUACUUCUUGCUUUGGUUAUAGAGAGGGAAAUGAGUUUAUUGCAUGGCUCUGCGAUGGGGUGUCUCCCACACCCAUGGGAACUUUUUAAUGAAAUGUUUUCCCGGUUGUGGCUGUUGAUUUCUACAUCUUUUUACAGGCUGCUCCCCAAUUUUCUAAUUGUAGGAGAGAGAGGCUUUAUACACCUACAUGCACACACUACGGGCCACACCUGUAUAUGCUAAUUAUUCAUUUAUCAGCGAAUCUUGCUUUCUCUUUCACACACCAUCACCACCAGACAAAUUUUGUCUUCUUUUUUUUUAUAAAUAAUAUUUAUUAAAGUUUCAAAAGAAGAAAAAUCACAUUAAUAAAAGAAAAAAAUUAACAAUAAAAAGGAAAAAUACAAAAUAGAAAAAAGAAAAAACAGUUAAAAACAAUUCCACCUUUUCUUCACUUCUUUUACGUUUACUUGUUUCCCGGACCUCCUCAUACCUCCCUCUUUUGUAUUCCAAUUCAAUUUGUUAAUCCAACAAUUCCUUUCCCUCCUUUUUAGUUCUAAUCUUUAAUCUUAAUAUUAUAACCUUAAAUUUUUACAUAUUAAAAACCAAUUUUUCCAUAUUCUUUUGUACCUAUACCGCUAGAAACCACUUAACUUCAAUCCAACAUCAUUCUAACAUUCAUUAAUUUUGCAAUAUUUCUGUAAAUAGUCUUUAAAUUUCUUCCAAUCUUCUUCCACCGACUCUUCUCCCUGGUCUCGGAUUCUGCCAGUCAUUUCCGCCAAUUCCAUAUAGUCCAUCAAUUUCAUCUGCCAUUCCUCCAGUGUGGGUAAGUCUUGUGUUUUCCAAUGCUUUGCAAUAAGUAUUCUUGCUGCUGUUGUAGCAUACAUAAAGAAAGUUCUGUCCUUUUUUAACACCGAUUGGCCGACUAUGCCCAGGAGAAAGGCCUCUGGUUUCUUCAACAGACAAAUUUUGUCUUCAAGGCUGGUCUUCCCUUACUCGUUUCCUGCUUCAUUUUUAACCGGCCCUCUGUAAUGAAAAAAACCAAAAACGCAUCCGGGGUCUAUUAUUCUGGUGAAGGCUGACUUAGGUUUACACAUAUGGGUAAAGGUAAAGGGACCCCUGACCAUUAGGUCCAGUCGUGACCGACUCUGGGGUUGCGGCGCUCAUCUUGCUUUACUGGCCGAGGGAGCCGCUACAGCUUCCGGGUCAUGUGGCCAGCAUGACUAAGCCACUUCUGGUGAACCAGAGCAGCGCACGGAAACGCCGUUUACCUUCCCAUCGGAACCUAUUUAUCUACUUGCACUUUGACGUAGGUGGGCAGGAGCAGGGACCGAGCAACAGGAGCUCACCCCAUCACGGGGAUUUGAACCGCCGACCUUCUGAUCGGCAAGCCCUAGGCUCUGUGGUUUAACCCACAGCGCCACCCACAUCCCACACAUAUGGUUAUUUCAUAGCAAUUAGGUAUGCCAGCAACUAGGGCUCGGCGAUACCUGGUUUUCAAGAUUGUGAUAUAUCACCAACUAAACAUCACCUAGCCCACCCAGCAGUUCGAAAGCAUGUCAAAGUGCAAGUAGAUCAAUAGGUACCGCUCUGGCGGGAAGGUAAACGGCGUUUCCGUGCACUGCUCUGGUUCACCAGAAGCGGCUUAGUCAUGCUGGCCACAUGAUCUGGAAGCUGUACGCCAGCUCCCUCGGCCAAUAAAGCGAGAUGAGCACCGCAACCCCAGAGUCGGCCACGACUGGACCUAACGGUCAGGGGUCCCUUUACCUUUACCUAAACAUCGCAAUAUAUUGCAAUGUCUGCAGAUAAAGAUGUAACUGUGUAGAGGCGAACAGCAACCUGUGCUAAUACUGAAUUGCAUACUUUUAAAACAGGUACAGUUCUUAGCCUCCUUCCCCAGCAAUUCUGUUGGAUCUUCCUGCUUUUCAUGGGGUAAGAACAGAGAAGGUUCCCCCCCCCCCCAAAAAAGAAGGGGAUGCUUUGGGGACAGUGGUACAGUGUUACCAGCUGCAUAAUUGCUCGUAGUAAAUUAACGUGCCAUUUAUUUCACUUAAUCCUGGAAAAUAGCAGUAAUUUUAUCUCUGGGCACAUUAGCAAGUAAUUAUCCAAACAUGAUAAAACUUGAAAGUCAUUUUGCCUUUUUUAAAAAAACAAAACAAAACACCCCACUAGCAACUAAUAGCUACAUCUAUCAGCUGCUGAGUGACAGCAAUGAUAAUUUAACAGCUGAAUUUAAUUAUGGUUGGGGUUUAUUGCUUUUUUAGUAAUCUCUCAUUGAUGAUCCUGAACAGCUCUUGGGUUUCCUUAAUAUCAUGGAAAGGGAUAUUGCCUGUCCUGGCAAGGAAUCUGUAAUUUUGUCUAAUGUGGGCUGCCCACACCAUUACUUUCCUAUGAACAUUGGUGUUAAAGAGAACUUGGGUGGGUUAAUGAUUGGCAGGAAGACAGGGCUCUUCUGUCCCCCUCCCUCAAGUUUAUGACUAUUGGCAUGAUGUUUUCCUAUAGUUGUGAAAUAUUCUUCACUUGCCUUUGUUAAAAUUCCGCAGAGGAAUUUUAGUUUGGCAAGCCUUCCGGCAGGUAAUUGUCUAAAUGCAGGACAUUUUGACAAGUUCUUGAUUUGCCAGUAUAUUUGAAAUACUAACUAAAAAAAAUUAAUCUUGUCAGGGCAUGAUACUAAAAGUCCAUGAUACAGCAAACUUGAUGAAGUGUGCAUGCACACGAAAGCUCAUACCAAUAACUAACUUAGUUGGUCUAAGUUGCUACUGAAAGGAUUUUUAUUUUUAUAUAUAUAUAUUUUUGUUUCGACUACGGCUGACCAACCCGGCUACCUACCUGUAAAUUGAUGAAACUAAGCAAGUCUGGGUCUGGUCAGUGCUUUGGGUGAGGGAAACUGCCUGGGUCCCCUUUGCAUCCCAUCUUGAGUCCACCGUGGGGAAAAAGUGGGAUAUAAAUUCUAUAAAUCCACUCAGAAAACUGAUUAUUGUGUUAAAAGUAUCAUUUUGCAGGAUUGUUCGUGUUGGUUUUCCUUUUAUUUCAGACGUAAAGCGUUCCUGCAAAAUGCAGACGUAAAAUGAUCACAUUAAAAAAAAUGCACCUUCUGGGUUUGUUUGUUUUUUGGUAACUUUUCCAUAUCAUAGUUGAUGUGUGUAGCUUCUCAAUCCAGCUCGCGGACGGUCCGGGAAUCAGCGUGCUUUUACAUGAGUAGAAUGUGUCCUUUUAUUUAAAACACAUCUCUGGGUUUUUUGUGGGGCCUGCCUGGUGUUUUUAUAUGAGUAGAAUGUGUGCUUUUAUUUCAAAUGCUGGGUUAUUUGUGGGGCAUAGGAAUUUGUUCAUUUUUCCCCCCUCUAAAAUAUAGUCUGGACCCCCACAUGGUCUGAGGAACAGUCCAUGGCUGAAAAAGGUUGCUGACCCGUUCUCUAGAAACACCUGCUUCCUAGUUCCACUACCUCUUUGGUCACCUACAUGCUCCUUAAUACUCCGGGUGAAUGAUCUAUCUCCGACAAAAAAUAAUUCUUCUGGGAGAUAUUUAUGUGAUGCCUUUUCAUUUGUAAGCGGUCGAUGAAACCUCUUCCAGAAAACAUGGGUGUUGCUGGAAUACAGCUAUGUUAGUGCCAUGAAAAUAAUCUUCGUACGUUAUUCCGCUUUAGUUGUGGUCAGUGUAGUUGCACCUUGUGACUUUCAUAACAUGCAUAAUGUCUCUGGGCAUUGCCCCCCGCCAUUCAAACCAAAGGUUUACACCUUGACAUAGAGAAGAUGACUUUUAACCAACAUGCAAAUACCGUAUUUUUCGCCCUAUAGGGCGCACCUCGUUUUUUGGGGGGGAAAUAAAAAUUUCCCCCCAGCCCCCAGAACAGGCUGCUAUCCGCAAGCCUUGCGAGUCCAGCGGGAGUUAUCGCCGGGCUCACAAGGCUUGCGGACAUCUGCGCGAAGCACGGGACGCCCUCCGGAGCACGCCCCGUGCUUCGGGCUGCAGGCCGCUGCCCGCAAGCCUUGCGAGCCCGCGGGAACUCCCACCGGGCUUGCAAGGCUUGCGGAUAGCUUCCUGAAGCCUGGAGAGCGAGAGGGGUCUACGCGCACCGACGCCUCUCGCUCUCCAGGCUUCUGCGAAAGCCUGCAUUCGCCCCAUAGGACGCACACACAUUUCCCCUUUAUUUUUGGAGGGGGAAAAGUGCGUCCUAUAGGGCGAAAAAUACGGUACGUCAAACUGACAGACUAAGGCUGUGUAAUCUCCCUGGAAUAUUUCUUUCAUCAUUUUACCGUGUUUUUGAAAUCCAAACCCAUCAGUGAAGGAUGGUCACUGCUGGUCGUAGGCCUCACUGUGCUUUCAACUAGCUCACAGUUUGUUGGAAGAAAAAACAGCCAUGUCAGGAAGCUCCGAUACUGUUGAGUGAUAAUGCUGUCAUUUUCAAUGCAGGAUCGAUUCACAAGAGCAAGUAAUUCACUGCGGGUAUAUAUUUAAAUUGACAACCAUUCUCAAAUUGCCAGUUACAUUCUGAGGAUCUUUACUGCUGCUUCCCAGCAAUCGAGUAGUACAUGCUCCCCCAUUUGAAUGUUUCAUCUUUAUUUCUAUUCCUUUUUUUGAGCUGAAGGGGGGGGGAUUUGCAUUUCACAAAUAUUUUUUUGACCCCUGGAAAUUGCCCCUCCUUCCCCGUUUAGCGAAGUUUUGCAUGCCAUUGUGUAAUUGUGCGAAACAGUUUGCAUGUGCGGUGUUAGAAACUCAGAUAUAUCAGAUAGGCACCAGACGGCUCCUUAAACCAGGGUUAUAGUCACCAAAAUGGAAUGCCUAGUUGCCAUUUUGGGGCCAGGCAGCUUGAAAGCCGUAUCUUUCAAUACGACUUUUGGGUUCAUGAAAUUCGUCUGGUUGUGCAGAUAACAGAUGGAAUUCUGCAGGAUGUGUAGCUAGUGUGUGAAAACAGUCAAGAUCCAAGCACCCCCAGAUAGGCACCUCCAGAUGGUGGAGACGUCAGACGCCAUCCUGGCGCUCGGGCAUCUUCACUUAGCUACAAGUGGCCGAUGUUGUUGUUUAGUCGUUUAGUCGUGUCCGACUCUUCGUGACCCCCUGGACCAGAGCACGCCAGGCACUCCUGUCUUCCACUGCCUCCCGCAGUUUGGUCAAGCUCAUGUUCGUAGCUUCGAGAACACUAUCCAACCAUCUCCUCCUCUGCCGUCCCCUUCUCCUUGUGCCCUCCAUCUUCCCCAACAUCAGGGUCUUUUCCAGGGAGUCUUCUCUUCUCCUGAGGUGGCCCAAGUAUUGGAGCCUCAGCUUCAGGAUCUGUCCUUGAUUUCCUUCAGAAUUGUUUGAUCUUCUUGCAGUCCAUGGGACUCUCAAGAGUCUCUUCCAGCACCAUCAUUCAAAAGCAUCCAUUCUUCGGCAAUCAGUCUUCUUUAUGGUCCAGCUCUCACUUCCAUACAUCACUACUGGGAAAACCAUAGCUUUAACUAUACGGACCUUUGUUGGCAAGGUGAUGUCUCUGCUUUUUAAGAUGCUGUCUAGGUUUGUCAUUGCUUUUCUCCCAAGGAGCAGGCGUCUUUUAAUUUCGUGACUGCUGUCACCAUCUGCAGUGAUCAUGGAGCCCAAGAAAGUAAAAUCUCUCACUGCCUCCAUUUCUUCCCCUUCUAUCUGCCAGGAGGUGAUGGGACCAGUGGCCAUGAUCUUCGUUUUUUUGAUGUUGAGCUUCAGACCAUAUUUUGUGCAAGUUGCCAAUAGCCAGGUGCAAAAUGCACCUGGCAAAUUUCGACCGCUGGGCAUGUGCAUCUGGUAAGAAAAGGGAAACAUCUCCCAGUUGCUAAAGCAGCAAAUAGAUGCUCCCGUGCCUUGGUGCCGUUGCAUGAAAUUGCGGCAGCAUGUGGAUGAAGAGCUGCAUUCUGAGACGUUGGAUCAGAUUGGGAGGGAUUCAUCUUGUUUUUCGGAGACAUUCACAAAGCCAAAUCUGACUCUGUAACGCCAUUAUGUUUUCCUGGUCACUAUGUGAACCCUUUCUGUCUGCGAUCACACACAGAAGGAGCCCUGAUAAGUUGUGUUUGUUUUUUAAGAAGAUACUCAAGCAUGAAUUAUUUCUUGCAUUUAUUUAUUUGGCAGGUGUGAAAGGCAUAAAACAGUGGAAGUUUAUGUUUAUCUUGAAAUGUUUUCAUCCAGGAAAAAUAGAAGCUACCGAAAAUACUGGUACUACUUGUACUAUAGUAUCUUCCAUAGAAUUUAUUAACUCACUGAAUGCUAUCUUCUUGCAUGGAGCUGGCCUUUUGUUGUUGAAUAGCUUGCUCUGGGCCUGCAAAGCCCAUUUAUGUGUUUUGCUUCCAGAGCUACCAAAUCACCACGGCUUGGCUUGGAGGCGUGUCACUUUGCUGAGUUGUACAUGUUCUGGUCUUCUUGUUUUCAUCAGAUGGUGUUCUUAAGUAAUAAAACAGUUUUGAGAAAACAGUUUUUGAGAAAUGCUGAUUUUACAAUUAAAAACUGUUCUGUAUGUAAAAAUUACAGGAACGUUUAAAAAAAAAAUCCAUUUAUAAAAGUAGUUAAAAAUAAUUCUAAUUAUUUAUUUAUUUCUUUGUUUAUACAUACAUACCUUGCCCAUCUAGCUGGGUUUCCCCAGCCACUCUGGGCAACUUGCAGCAUAUCUAAUAACAUAAUAAAAAGGUCAAGCGUUAAAAAUCUCCUGAUACAGGGUUGCCUACAGAUGUCUUCUACAAGUUGUGCAGUUCUUUAUCUCUUUGACAUCUGAUGGGAGGGCAUUCCAAAGGGAGGACGCCACUGCUGAGAAGGCCCUCUGCCUGGUUCCCUGCAUCUUUGCUUCUCGCAGUGAGUGAACCGCCAGAAGACCCUCUAAAGGAGGACCUCAGUGUCCAGGCCAAAUGAUGGGGUGGAGACUAAAAUAACAUAUAUUUUAGUAUGCGUCUUAUUGGAGUGCUUGUGGUAUCAUUCCUGGAGCCAUUGUGGUUGCACUGGAGAUAGAUACCAACUUAACUGCUUUUACACCUCAGAGCAGACUUUCCCAAACUUGGGUCUUCAGAUGUUUUUGGACUACAAUGCCCAUUAUCCCUGACCAGUGGUCCUGCUAGCUAGGCAUGAUGGGGGUUGUGGUCCAAAAAGAGCUGGGGAGCCAAGUUUAGGAAACCCUGGUUUAGAAUGUCCAUCUCAGAACUUCCCAUUGGUUGAAGCAUGAAAUGUAAAAAUAGCAUCUUUUCUGUAGUUUUACAGUAGUAACUCAGAAGCGAAUAAUUUGCUCAAUACAGUGGAAGACAAACCCAUUCAAAGUGCGCUAAAUCAGACUAGGGUUUAACCACAAAGGAGGAAUAAAAUAUGAAUGUGGUGACUAGAACAUUAAACUUGCUUUAUAAAGUGCCUUUUAGGAGUUAUUCUCAGCCCUACCUAGAGAGUCCAGUGAUUGAAAUCAGAGUCCUUCAUUCUAAAUAUGUACUGUGUCACUGAGCUGUGAGCUUUAGAAUGUGCUAAUUGUAGUAAUUAGUGAUGAAUGUGAUGGGAGAUCAUAUUCCUAUGAAGAUCACUAAAUAACCUAUUUGUCCUUUAGGGUGUAAGAGCAAGAGGCAGUGCCUUCGCUAUAUGGAUUUUCUGUUAUUUUUACUAUUUUACCUUAUUUUUCAUCACUUCCUGUUAGAAAAUAUGAUUUCUCCACCUUAAUUUGUUAGUAAAAGUAGAAGCUGAAUCAUUCGGAACACGUUAGGAGUUGGGGGUGGGGUGUAUAAAGAAGAAAAAUAAUUGAAAACGGAAAGCUUAAUUUGCUUUAACAAGGUUUACCCUAUAAAUGUAUGUUGAAUGUGAAAAUUCUGGAAAAUGAUUUCUCUCCAAAAUUAAAUACCUCUUCCUCCUUGGAGGUGGCUGGCAUACGCAGUCCUGUGCCUCAAUUCCUAUUUCUAAAAUCCCAAUGAAUUGUAACACAGGAGGGAUUAAGAGAUGUAAGACGUACCUUUAAGAUAGACAUUCUGCACUGCUGGGACCCUGACAUGCUAUAUUCUCCUUGAAAGCAGACAGCUUAAGACUCCUCCCAUUUUGUUUUAACAGGUUGUUAGAUACAGGAAUGAGAUGCCAGAGUAUCCCCCUUUUGCCUAAAUGUAAUGGAGCCUGGAGAAAACAGUCCUUUUAAGUCUAUAACAGUGAUGCCUUUUUUAUAUAUAUAAAUGAUCGGAACGGCUAAGGGAGCUGGGCAUGUUUAGCCUGGAGAAGAGGAGGUUAAGGGGUGAUAUGAUAGCCAUGUUCAAAUAUAUAAAAGGAUGUCACAUAGAGGAGGGAGAAAGGUUGUUUUCUGCUGCUCCAGAGAAGCGGACACGGAGCAAUGGAUCCAAACUACAAGAAAGAAGAUUCCACCUAAACAUUAGGAAGAACUUCCUGACAGUAAGAGCUGUUCGACAGUGGAAUUUGCUGCCAAGGAGUGUGGUGGAGUCUCCUUCUUUGGAGGUCUUUAAGCAGAGGCUUGACAACCAUAUGUCAGGAGUGCUCUGAUGGUGUUUCCUGCUUGGCAGGGGGUUGGACUCGAUGGCCCUUGUGGUCUCUUCCAACUCUGAUUCUAUGAUUCUAUGACCCUCUCUGUAGCCAGCACAGGCAAAGCAGUUUUACCUGAAAAGCAAGCACCUUUUGUUUCCACUUAGUUUUCAUGCUUUCUCUGUCCUGUUUUUUUGCAUGCCUUCUUGAUGGACUACAACAGAGAAGAAGAAAAUGAUGUGAGUAUAUUCUAAACUAUGUUUCUUUGUGUCUUUUUUUGAAAAAGAAUUAGUAUGAUUCCAUUUGUUACCUAAAAGUUCUCCAAGUGACUUAACUUUUAAAAACAGAAAUACAGUAGUACCUUGGUUCUUGAAUUUAAUCUGUUCUGGGAGUCUGUUCAACUCCCGGUCCCGGAACGGUUUGAAAACCAAGACGCGGCUUCUGAUUGGCUGCAGGAGCUUCCUGCACUCAAGCGAAAGCCGUGUCGGACAUUCGGCUUCUAAAAAGCGUUCACAAACCAGAACACUCACUUCUGGGUUCGCGGCGUUCAGGAGCCAAGCCAUUCAACUACCAAGGUACCAACAUACAGGCAACUCUCAAUUUACACGGGGGUUAUGUGAAAUCGUGUAUAUUUGAAACACACUUGAAAAGGCCUGCAAACACCCUCUAAACCUCUGGAAACCCUUGUAAAACCCUUUUAAAAACCUGCACUUAACCAGACACUAAACUCCAUCACAACUUCCUUGCUCAAACUCCAAUUUUCCACAGGCCUCAAUGGUCAUUGCAAGGAGUCCUGGGAUUGCACUUACAAAGGCCCAAGGGAUUACUAGGUUCUGUUUCCACACCCUUUUGCCCAUUCUGGAGUCUUUUAGGGCCGCUUUUGCCACUUUAAAAGUUACUUUCAGGUUCAGUGUGAUGCUAGUGUGCAUGGUCAGUUGGAGGCACGUCAAUUGGGCGUUGCCUGUACAUUAUACAGUGGAGUGGAGAAUAUAAAACAUUAACAUAUUCAUACAAUACAACUAUAUAUGUGUGUGUCUUUGUGCAUACAUACAAAAACACACACACUAUAAUGGAUACAGCUGAACUUUUUAAAGCUUUUGUUUAGUUUCAUUUUGCUUGAAAGGAAGGAGAAUACAUGGCUGGGACAUCUCAGAUGAGAGGCAUCAUAGUUUUUGUUCCCUUAUUUAGAAUUGCUAAAAAUGCAAAUAAGGUUGGCACCAGGUGGGUCUAAGAGGAUAGGUAUUCCACAGUCAAUCAUAGAAUAAAAAAUUGUAGAGUUGGAAAGGAUCCCAAGGGUAAACUAGUCCAGUUCUAAUCCAAUGUGAAGUUCACACUGCAAUCUCAGAAUACAGCUCAGAAUUUGUGUUCUGUGGCUUCCUGUUUUUUGGUGACGCACCUUGAUUCCACAGCUGCCCCACACCUUGCCGAAAGAAGGGAAAAUGGGGCAGUGCCUGGUGAGGAUGUGGUCAAAAAAUGAGCUACUGGGGUAUUACCUGGGUCCCAAGGAAGCCUUAGCAGCCGGCCAACAUAUGUCAGGUGAUAUUUUUUGAGGUUUAUAAUAAGGCUUCUAGGUAUCUUAAGCUUGUCUACUGGUUUAAGCAACUCAUGACUCUUUAUGUUAGAGGACCCUAAUUACCACCACCCCUAUUUUUUUGCCUUCUGGUCCUUUUUGUAUUUCCCUUUCUUUCCCUUUUUUGCUGUAACGCGAGUACAAUUUUCAAAGCCACGAUUUCACCAGCUUAUUUCUUGUGUUCUAGGGCAAGACGGAAAAUGCGCAGAAACCUGGUUUUGUCAAAGGGACAGUGUUCAAAGGAGUCGCAUCGAGCCGCUUCUUGCCCAAAGGCACCCGGACAAAAGUUAACCUUGAGGAACAAGGCAGACAAAAGGUGUCCUUCAGCUUCAGCCUAACCAAGAAAACUUUGCAGAACAGAUUUCUGACCGGCCUUGGGAAUGACAAGCAAAACGAGGCUCCGAGCUCCCUGGGCACACCUCUUCAAACUGACAUUGCCUCUAAAUUUAAACUGGAUCUUGGGGAUUAUCCGGAUGUCGUGGAGGAAUUUUCACCCCCAAAGCCUAAGGUGGAAUUGGGCAAGAUCCACUUUAAGAAACAUCUGCUGAAUGUUACAACAAAGCCGCCCCCUGCUGCUGCCAUGCCACUGCCACCAGCAACUGUCGGACCAUCAGAAUUUGUGGAAUUGCCACCAUCACCAUCACCGCCGCCACCCCCUCCUCCUCCUCCCCCUCCCCCUCCUCCCCCUCCACAAACACUACCAGCGCCAAAACCAGUACUAACCCCAGAAAUUUUGCCACAACUUCCAGUAGCAGUACAGACAGCAGCCGCGCCUCUGUUGCCAUCGCCUGUAGAAACUGUUGUCCGCAUAGCAAAGGAGCCCUCAGUGAAAGCAGCUCAGGAAACUUUAGAACUGAACAUUAAGCAAAACGCUGUGUUGGAAGGCUCUGAAGAACAGCUAGCUCAGGUUAUUCCUGAAGAAGCAGAACCAGUCCCAGCGAAAGGAGAUUCCCAUAUUGGGAGGGAGGAGGACGUUUCAAGUGCUUCAAAGGGUGCUUCUCAAAGUUCUAAGAAACAAAGUUCCAAGAGGAAGUUGUCUGAUGGAGCAUUGCCAGGUUCCGAAUCUGAUGAAGAUUCCGUGAGGACCUCUUCAAGUCAGAGAUCUCACGAGAUUAAAAUAUCGACAAGCUCAGAGAAGGAAAAAGAUUCGCGGAAGAGCUCUACUUCUGUCAGAACUGAAGAGCAGGUGAAAAGUUCGUCACGGUCUAGAUCUGAAAGGGAUGAAAAAUAUUCUAGUUACUCCUCCAGAUCUGAGAGAGACUCGAGGUAUUCUUCCUCCCGUUCCAGAUCUGAAAGAGAGAGGAGGCGAAGCAGAUCCCGUUCUCGUUCUAGAUCGGAGAGAGGUUCCAGAACCAGUUCUUCCUAUUCCAGAUCUGAACGGUCACAUUACUAUGACUCUGACCGGAGGUACCACAGGAGCUCACCAUACAGAGAGAAGACACGGUAUUCUCGUUCGUACAUGGAUAGCAGGACAAGAGAAAGCUCUGAUUCAGAAGAAGAGUAUCGGAGGACAUACGCCAGGUCUACAGACUCCAGGCGUACAUCCUCUCAUUCCUCAUCUUACAGAGACUCUAGGACCUCUUUUUCUUAUUCAAAGUCAGAGCGGGAUAGCAAGUUGGAAUCCUCUCAUACUGACUCAGAGAGAAAAGGAAAGCCUACAAAAUCAGACAGGGACUCCAAAAGGACUUCAGAAAGUGACGUAUCAAAAAAGUGCUCUCCAGUCAAUGAGCUGCGUCAUCGGGGGGGAACAUCAUCCCACUCUAAAGCAGAGAGCAGUGUAAGUUCUUCCCGACACAAGUCCUCCUCUUCAAAGACAUCUACUCCAAAGUCUGAUAAAUUUAAAAGUUCUUUCUGUUGUACAGAAUCUGAGGAAACCAGAGAGCAGUCUAAUUGUAUAGACUUGGAGGCGUCUUGUGUACAAAGCUGUGAAACGAAAACUGCUAUUGCACAGAAGCCAGAAACAGAAAGGACUGUUUCUCCGUUAAAUCAGUUGAAUGAUUCACCUAUUUUCAAAAAGUUAAAUGAAUCAAAAGAGAUGUCUCCUAUUUCUAAAUCAAAUGUACUUGCAGGAAUUGAUAGCCAUGACAGUAUUAAGGAAGAGGAGUCUGUAAUCAAGGUAAAACAUGAACCGUUAAGAACUUGUUCUCCAGUAGAAUUGAAUAUAAAUGGAUCCCCAGAAGGAAGGCCCAGUGAUAGGGCAUUGUUCCGUGCCCCCAAAAUAGAAGAAAUUGUAACAUCUGAUGAUAGUUUAGACGGAACUGAGCCACCACUUCCAGUCAAUAGUCCAAAUUUGAGUAAGUUACCGUCUAAUGGGUUUCAGUGUGUGUAUCAGUCUAAAGGACACGAUCCGGAUGAUUCUCUUGUCCUCCUGAGUGACCCCAACAGUUUUCUUAAAGAAAAAACGGAAGAGUCAAUUCCCUCUGAAUAUGAUUGUGUACCUUCUUGUAUUGUGAAUGUAAAUAAUUCUAAAAUACAUGCAGAUAAAGCGGAUGAUCUCACAGAUCCUUGUGAUAAAACCAAAGAUCCAGUCUCCUGCUAUCUUUCAGAUGAUGCAGCUCUUUCUUUGUAUUAUUCAGAAGUUGAAAUUGAAGCUGAGCCUUCCAAUACAAUUGUUACUCCAGAAUCUUUUGUGGAUGUUCAGUCAUCUGAAAAGUUUACGUACGCUGAUGUCGAAGAUCAAAAUCCGUCAAAAAUUGCUCUUGAGGAUGAAAAACGUGUUAGAUGUUUCAGCUUAUCAGAGUGCAGCCCAGUCAGAGAUUCUUCUACAGAAGAAUAUAUUGUGGAAGAGAAAUUUGACAAUCAGUGUAUUGCGCAGCAACAACAGGCUUCCGAAAAUGUGUUGUCCCACCCAGAGACAACUCUGGGGGAGGAAAAGAAGGAAGAACUCUUGGAGUGUCCUGAAGUAGCGCUUGAAUUGGAUGUUUCGCAUGUUGAUUCCGUUGUAGAGAAAACAAAAUCGCCUUUUAAAAAUGAGCACUCUUAUUAUUUAGAGAUGCCAACAGAAGACUCUGAGAAAGAGGAGCCAGAUGAUGAGGAAGACUCUGUGGUCCUUGAUGAAAGAACUGUAGUUGCUGACUUGAAGGCCCACGCUCCUGAAAUCCUGGUGGUAAAUGAAAAAAGCGAUGACUCCUUGGGAGGAUCUGCAUUUUCAGACGCUUUGUCCCCAUCUUGCGAUAUUGUUGUGACGGUUGAAGAAACAGAAACUGCUGCCGAAGUGCCCAGAUGUGACAGUAGAGGCAGUACCCCUGAGCUCACUUCCAUCCACCAUGAAGAGUAUUCUGAUACGGCUGAAAGUGUGAGUGAACAGGACAGUGAUGACAGUGACACAGAGGACUCUGAUUCAGAUGAUAGCAGUGUUCCAAAGAACCGCCUUCAGUCAGUUGUGGUCAUUCCAAAGAAUUCUACCAUAACCAUGGAGGAGAGCAGUUCAUGUUCCUCCCGGAACAGCCAAAGUAACAGACGCUAUGUGGAUCACUGGGAAGAUGGCAGGCCAGAGUCCAGCAGGCCAUUCUGUGAAGAAAUGCCGGAUGACGUGGGAUCUAAUAAUGGCUUGCAAAAUGAAAGCAAGUAUCUGCCUUCUAGGGAUGCAGAGGGGAGGCUAGCGAUAUCUACUGAGCUCAACAGAACAGAGAGUGAAGACCUCCGGCCUGGUAUCCCCCAUCCUCAGAGCGAUGGCGUUGACAGUACGAGUCAGUCAGAGCAGGCAACAGGUUUUAUUCACAAGCCAAACCCAGAUGAAAGAUCAAUAUUAACUGAAAGCAUGUCUGUGGCUCGAUCAAUUGAUGUAUCGCAAGAAGGGGAGCUGCAUUAUAUUUCCAAGAACUUUGAAAUGAUUGACAAUAUGUCCAGGCUGCAGACCAGUAUAUCCAAGCCUGACAGCAGGCAGGGGAAGUCUGGUUUUGGCGAGCCCAUGGAAACUGGAGAUUUCUCCAGAGAGGAUGGCUUCCAUUCAGCAGAAGACUUGAGUAGCUUGGGGUGGGAUUUCUCCCAACCAGAGAAACCAAGCAGUACAUACCAGCAGCCUGAUAGCAGCUAUGGCAUCUUCCCAGGUUACGUUUACCCCCCAGCUCCGGGAACAUUUGUUGGGCCUCAUAACUACUGGCAUGACAAUGGCUAUUGGGAUCCAAGGUUGACCAAUAGACCCUCUGAGAUUAGCUACGAGCAAAUGCAAGGGCAGGUUCCCGAUUCGCUUACAGAAGACCAUGAAGAGUAUGAAGAAGUUGACCGCUGGGUUGACGAAAGCCACGCCUUCUUCCCCAACCAGUCGGUGAAGUUCCAGUCACGUGACCCUAGAGAGAAGGGUUCGGUGCAGGCCCACGAGAUAAGCAGCAACUCCACUAAAGAACCAAUGGCCCCAAGUGAGAGGAAAGAGCAGGCAAAUAAGGUUUUGGAUAAGAAUGACAUGAAAGAGCGGGGACCGUUGAAGAAAAGGAGGACGGAUUUAGAGAGUGACUCAGAGAGCGAUGCCGACUACCGGGAAAGGAAGAAGGUCAAGACAGAGGGAGAGCGGUUGCCAUCAAUACUUCAGGACUCUUCAAUGGUUCGUCCGCUGUGUUUCAUGGAAGACUUCAGGGACUCGCAGCGUUGGAAAGAGUUUGCCAAGCAAGGGAAAAUGCCCUGUUACUUCGACCUCAUUGAAGAAAAUGUGUAUUUGACGGAAAGGUAAUAGGCCUCUUACUUUUAUGCUAACAUGGGAAUAGCGUGCCAUAAAUGUAAUGUGAAAAUUGUUUGCCCAGGGUAGUAUAAUACAGUCAAACCUCCGUUUACGUAACCCUCUUGUUUUUACUGGGUUUCGCAGCAUGCACAGAAGCGGUCCUCAGGUUGCGGAAACCUCGGGAUCUGACCGGACCUCUGGAACAGAUCCCGUCUGCAACCGGAGGUACCACUGUAGUGUGCAGUAAGAAUAUUAGAAUAGGGGGAAAUGACGUUGUGGUUCAUAGUAGUAUAUCAGGCUGGUACAGAGUGCCAGUUGGGGUUGAAAGAGCCCCUUCCAAAACAAGUAUUGGUCCUUUUACAUACUCCUUAUGUUGUAUUAGGUAGUUUUAUAUUCAGUGUGCUGUUCAGUAGGAGUGAGUAAUAAUUCCAUAUUAACGCAAGCAAACGUUAAGGCUACUGUAAAAAUCUCAAGCGUUACAAUCUUGGAAGCACCUGCUUAGUUUAUAAGCCUUUUGAAGGCAUCCAGAAACAUUUUAAAGUUUUGUUCCCACCAAAAAAAAGAGUUGGAAACCUACUUGGUUGAAUUAGCUCCCCAAUCCUGAAAUUGUGAAUUUCUUCAACAUGCAAAAAAUUCAUGCUAUUGGCUGAUGUGUGAAUCCCACUGCAGUUUUGACUUGGGUUUGUGUCAAAUCAGUGGGAAUUCUCAAAACAUCUGUAUUACCUCAAGGCAUUUUGAAGUACCACGUGUUAAAAUUUAAAAGCCUGCUGUACUUUUAUUUUGGAUAAAUUCUUCAGUCCUAGCUGGUAUUAUGCGGUCAGUUUUAAAGUUUGUUUUCUGGAAUGCUGCAUAGGAAAAAGAAUAAAUCUCACCGUGACAUCAAGCGGAUGCUGUGUGAAUGUCCCACACUUUCAAAAGAUGAGCGAGCUCAAGGAGAGGUGGCGUGUGGAGAAGACUGUCUUAAUCGUCUACUCAUGAUAGAAUGGUAAGUGUCCUUUUGAAGGUUAGUCUGCUGCUGUCAUCACACGCCCACAUCAUGACACACAGCACAAGGAAAAGAGGUUUUGAUGUAAAACGCAAUAAUCUUUCUGGUUGUUGAAAACAGCAGGCACAACGCACUUCUCUUGUGCGUUCUUGUUGAUUACGGUCAAGUGAAUCUGCUUCUUGAAGUGUUGUAGAAGCGUCUGCUUUGGAGGAAAUGUAAGACUGGUUUGGAUUGCCUUGCUGCUUGUAAAGCUUAUAUUCUUUGUAAGCAGCUUUGAGCAUAAUGAAAAGGUGUAUUAUAAAUGUUGAGAUCAUGUUUUCCUCUUUCUGAAAAUCUGUGAUAAAUUCCAAAUAGAUAUGGGGGGGGGGGGGAGAGAACAUACCUUAAAAUGUAACCCUCUAUCAGUGUUGUUGUUGUUGUUUAGUCGUGUCCGACUCUUCGUGACCCCCUGGACCAGAGCACACCAGGCACUCCUGUCUUCCACUGCCUCCCGCAGUUUGGUCAGACUCAUGCUGGUAGCUUCGAGAACACUGUCCAACCAUCUCGUCCUCUGUCGUCCCCUUCUCCUUGCGCCCUCCAUCUUUCUCAACAUCAGGGUCUUUUCCAGGGAGUCUUCUCUUCUCAUGAGGUGGCCAAAGUCCUGGAGCCUCAGCUUCAGGAUCUGUCCUUCCGGUGAGCACUCAGGGCUGAUUUCCUUCAGAAUGGAGAGGUUUGAUCUUCUUGCAGUCCAUGGGACUCUCCAGAGUCUCCUCCAGCACCAGAAUUCAAAAGCAUCAAUUCUUUGGCGAUCAGCCUUCUUUAUGGUCCAGCUCUCACUUCCGUACAUCACUACUGGGAAAACCAUAGCUUUAACUAUAUGGACCUUUGUUGGCAAGGUGAUGUCUCUGCUUUUUAAGAUGCUGUGUAGGUUUGUCAUUGCUUUUCUCCCAAGAAGCAGGUGUCUUUUAAUUUCGUGACUGCUGUCACCAUCUGCAGUGAUCAUGGAGCCCAAGAAAGUAAAAUCUCUAUCAAAUACACUGCUUCCCAGUGAUACAUUUUCCAUACUUCAGAUAAAAAGUGCCUAUAGUAGUCUUCUGUCAUCAUUCAAACAGAAACACUCAAAUUUAUUUGGCACCAAGUUUCUGGUACUAGUGUACUGUACUGGAGUUUUUUAAAGUCAGGAUGGAGGGAAAUAUCAGGGUUAAAAGUACGUACAGAGUGAUAGUUGCAUUCUUUUCCUUUUGUUGGAGGAUUCUGGAAUUCAGUUUAGUUCAACCGGCAAAGGGAAGCUGUAUCAAAUGCCUCUUUAAAACUUGCUAUUUGGGCAAAACCUCUCUGUCAACCUCUCUUAAGUCUGACUGGGAUGAUAAACCCGUGUCUGGGCUUUACCAUUUCAUACCGCGGGUGGGAAUGGGAAUCACCCAUGGUGGAAUACUCUGCUUUAUAAACCAGGUCCGCCUACCUCCCCAUCUGGUGCCUUCCAGAUGUUUUGGACUAUAUAACUCUUAACUCCCAUCAGACCUGACUAUUAGUCAUGCUGGAUGCAGCUGAUGGGCAUUCCAGUGCAAUAUCAUGUGGAGGUCAUCAGGUUGGCGGAAAACUCAUUAAAUGUCAGGGAGCAGGUUUCUAAACCGCUUUCUCUUUGCGUGCAAGUGUUUCAUGUGCACGGAUUCUUUUAUCUUUUUGUAACAGAGGACUAUUCUAUUAUUUAAGCUUUCAUCUCAAGUGAAGAACUUCAGGGAGUUCUCACCUGAGGGAGAACCAUGCCCAUGGUCUCCUAGGCAUUUUGGUGUGAAGUUUCUAUCUGGAUAUAGGAGAGGAGAUAUUACUAGAGCAGUAGUUCUAGUAGACCUGGGACUCACCUUUUCCCCCAGUCUGACUCAUUUUCCCCAACAGUUCUGUCUUUAUUUCCUUUCCUUUUUUUUUCUUCCUCUUUGUCAGUUCUCUCUAUUUUUCACCUUUUCUCAAAAAAAUUAACGUAUCAGACAAGAAGACCCUUGUGUGACCCCCACCUUAGGUCCAUGUGGGUCUUGACCAAUGUACUAGAUUUCCUUGGAUCCUCAUGGUUCUUUAUAGCAAAACUUUUGGGCCUUCGUGUCAUGUGAUAGAUGUUAGAUUUGAAUGUGAUAAAUACUGGUAUGUUAUAUGUGAUGUUCUUACAUUGGCUUAACAGGCGCAUUAAGACUUCUAAAAUAGUUUGCAUGCUGAAUAGGUACAAAUGUUAAUGAUUCUUUUUAAAAUGCCGGAAUGUUCAUUAAUCUGAGAGUACGAUUACAUCAUGGUAAAGGUAAAGGACCCCUGACCAUUAGGUCCAGUCGUGACCGACUCUGGGGUUGUGGCGCUCAUCUCGCUUUAUUGGCCGAGGGAGCCGGCGUACAGCUUCCAAGUCAUGUGGUCAGCAUGACUAAGCUGCUUCCGGUGAACCAGAGCAGCGCACGGAAACUACGUUUACCUUCCCUCCAGAGCAGUACCUAUUUAUCUACUUGCACUUUGACGUGCUUUCAAACUGCUAGGUGGGCAGGAGCAGGGACCGAGCAAUGGGAGCUCACCCCGUCGCGGGGAUUCGAACCGCCGACCUUCUGAUCGGCAAGUCCUAGGCUCUGUGGUUUAACCCACAGCGCCACCCGUGUCCCUUACAUCAUGGUACCUAAGUUCAAAACCUGAGACUUGUAGGAUUUGUUGUGCUUCUUUAGAGAAACAUGUGUGUGAUUUAGAGAGUGUCCGCUAGAAGCGGGCCAGUGAAUAUCCACAUGGUUACUAACGCAUACAUAAUUUUUCCUUCUGCUUAGUUCCUCAAGGUGCCCCAAUGGGGACUACUGCUCCAACCGGCGGUUUCAGAGGAAGCAGCAUGCAGAUGUUGAAGUCAUUCUGACAGAGAAGAAAGGCUGGGGGUUGAGAGCAGCAAAAGACCUACCCUCGUAAGACUUCCCUCGUUUUAAAGGAUCUCCCUCUUAGCAGUUUUCCCCUCUUGGGCACGGCAGCAGGGAAGGUUUCGUUCUGGGCAGCAGAGGGAUUUUGCAGAGGAAGGCUGUUCCCACUCCCUUGCCUUUGGAUUAGCUAUAAGCAUCAUAUGGGUCAGCACUUUUCCAUGUACAGUGGUACCUCUGGUUACAUAUUUAAUUCGUUCCGGAGGUCUGUUCUUAACCUGAAACUGUUCUUAACCUGAAGCACCACUUUAGCUAAUGGGGCCUCCCGCUGCUGCCGUUCCGCCACCGCGCGAUUUCUGUUCUCAUCCUGAAGCAAAGUUCUUAACCCGAGGUACUAUUUCUGGGUUAGCGGAGUCUGUAACCUGAAGCGUAUGUAACCCGAGGUACCACUGUACCAGUGAAUGAAUGCACUGUUAGGAUGUGCUCUGCACAUGGACCAGUUGGAUGUCCAGGACCAUAGUGUGUGUGUGUGUGUGCGCGCGCACACACACACACACCCCUUUUGGGAAGGAGAAGGCUGGUCAUAGGCCAAAGGCCAGCAGGAUCAAAGCAGAACACCUUUAUACUCCUCCCCAGGAGAAGGCAGGGCAGUAAUAAUAAAUAAUAAUAAUAAUAAUAAUAAUAAUAAUAAUUUUUUAUUUAUACCCGGCCAAAGACUGGCUCAGGGCAGCUAACACCAGUAAAAUUAAAAUAAAAACAUAAUGGGGGGGGGGGGACAAUUUAAAAUACAGGUUACAAAUACAAUUUAAAAUGCAGCCUCAUUUUAAUAAUAGCCCAUAGAUCAAAACCAUAAGGGGAGGGAACCAUAAGGGUCCGACUGAGUCCAAACCAAAGGCCAGGCGGAACAGCUCUGUCUUGCAGGCCCUGCAGAAAGAUGUCAAGUCCCGCAGGGCCCUGGUCUCUUGUGACAGAGCGUUCCACCAAGUCGGGGCCAGUACUGAAAAGGCCCUGGCCCUCGUUGAGCCCAGUCUAACCACCUUGCGACUUGGGACCUCCAAAGUGUUGUCAUUUGUGGACCUUAAGGUCCUCCGCGGGGCAUACCGGGAGAGGCGGCCCCGUAGGUACGAGGGUCCUAGGCCGCGUAGAGGAGAAACAGGGUGAUGCCACGUUAUAGGCGUGUUACACUCUGUCUUGUAUUCAGUCCAAAUUAGGCUGAUGUGUGGGUAGAGCCUGGAGCUUAUUAACAGGACUCAGAAGCUGCAGGUGAGAGCCAUGAUGUAUACUUCUUGCAAAUGCCAUCUUUUUUAUUGAACACAUGGGAACUGUUUUACCACCAGGCUGUUGGUCCAUCUAAGCCAGUACUGUUUAUUCUGACUAAUAAGUUAAGUGAACCCCUGUUUUAAAAUUAACACACAACUAUGCCCAGCAUUGUUCAACCUCCCUGGCUUUGGUUCAAUCAUGGUUCUCUUUCUAAUUAGUGUCUAGUCAUUUCUCAACAGUAUUUAUAUACUGUUUUUCAGAUCUAAUCUCCAAAAUGCUUAAUAAAAAGAAAUAAUACAAUUACAGAAUACAAGGCAAAAUUUGAUUCCCCCCCCCCCCCCGUGAAGCAUGCCUGGUUGAUGGCAGAUCAUUGGAAAACAACCUCAAAUGCUUAGCAAAAGAGAGGGUUUCUUGGCCACUUUCUGAAAGUUCACAUUGUUGAAGUAAGCACCAGGAAGUCCCCGCUCCUAGUGGGUACCAAUCUAGCACCACUAAGAGGUGGAGCUCUGAGCAGGACCUUUCUAGCAGAGCACAGAGCUCAGGAGGUUAGUUUCCUAUUGGGAGGAAGGCAGUCCCUAAGAUAUUCCAGACUCAGAUUGUUUAAGGUAUUAUAGGUCCAAGCCAGGUUGCUGCUAUGUCUUAGGCUUUUUUCUUUCUUUCUUGGGCCUACUUAGCAACACUUUUGUACUGGAAUACUGUGGUGAAGUGCUCGAUCACAAAGAGUUCAAAACCCGAGUGAAGGAGUAUGCCCGAAGCAAGAAUAUCCAUUAUUACUUCAUGGCAUUGAAAAACGAUGAGGUGAGUUACAAAUCUUUUUCAGUGUUUAGGCUGUGCAUUGUCCGAAUACUUUAAGAGUUCACUGUGCAUGCGUGAACCCAUUGUUCGUUUCCCUCUCUCGCCUACUGCUGUACUUUGUGUGCUGUAAAGAAAGCCCCACAACUUCUACAGAGGGGCUUGUUAUCCUUUCAAGUUGCAGGCUACUGCUAAUACGAGUAAAUUCUAACAUAAGUUGAAUUAGUUCUUUAUAAGGAUACCAUCAUUUUCUCCAUCAGCGUGGCCUAACAACACUUGAAGCAGACAGAAUUCCAGUUGAAACCCUGUAGAAAGUCUUUGAAUAUGGGCCAGGCUCCAUUUUUUUAAUGAAGAGAUACAAACAAAUGUUUUCCUUUUCAGAUAAUAGAUGCCACCCAGAAAGGAAACUGCUCUCGUUUUAUGAACCACAGCUGCGAGCCAAACUGUGAGACGCAGAAAGUGAGUCGCAGGAAGAAACUGAUGCAAUUUUUAUACUUGAUUUUGGCCUAAAUGAGGGUUUAUGUUACAGCUCCUUUACAUGGAAGUGACCGUAAGGCAUAUGGGUAGCCAGCACAGUGAGCGACACGUUUUAAAAGGCUUUUACCCCUCUUCACUUGCUGGACUUUGAUGUGCGGGGUAAGAGCAUUUUAAAAUACAUGCUCAUCUUGUGAAAUGUCAGCAGAGAUAAACACUUUUGGCAGCGUUCUUGUGCGGGGAGCGUCGCCUCUAUGAUUUUAUAUAAAUCUAUAUAAUUUUAUAAUUUAUAAAUUAGAACUUCAGAUAACAUAAAACCAAACAGAUCAACAUGAAUCGUGUUAACCAGUUACCAUAAAGCAAUUUUAUACACAAAAAACAAACCUUUUAAAACAAUUCAAAAUCCGUGUAUGAUACCACAGGGAAAACAUACAACUAGCAACAAGUCAUGUUGCUUCACUUCAUCUAAAAGCCUGAGUAAGAAAGAUGCAUCUUUAAAACUGGUGCCAGAAAUAAAGUUGUUCAAACUGUGUGUCAAUAGUAGUAUCUUGAAUUCAGCUCUGAAAUGUAUAAGCAACCAAUACAAGUUACUCUGGAGUUGUGUUAUGUGGUCUCAACUAGCUGUGCCACUCAACAAUCUGACAGUCACUUUCAGGACUAGUGGCAUUUUUUAGACAGUCUUCAGGGUAGCCCCACUUAGAAUGCAUUACAGUAUUCAAUUCUAAAGCUUAGGUAUGGCAUUCACAUACGCUGUAUUCCUGAUAUUAUUUUGCUUUUGAUGAUUUUAAACAUGUUUGCAAAUAUUAAACACUGGCAAUAAAAUUUUAUAAAAAUAACUAGGUCAGUUAAGGCACGCUGAUAAAUUUCCAAAGUUGAGCCCUGGCAAUCAACAAAUUGUCCAUGUCUUGCCAUUUCCAUACAGAUUUUAACACGGUUCCUAUUUCCCCCCCUUAAUUUUUCAGGCAUGUGCAUUUUGCGUGUGCCAUUGGCUGAACUGCUGUGAGGUCACUGCAUUCACAAACAUUUUUAUUGCCCAGGGCGGGAAGCUGUCAGCAUUCAGAUGUUUGCAAACAACAGCUCUUUUGUACACAGGCUUGGGAGAGUAGGGGGAGCUGGAAUUCUGUGUAAGAAGUAUUGCCUCUUCCAAGGAACAAGUUGCCCAAAGGCUCAGUGGCUGAGUCAGCCAGGGAAGACGGGUGGAGGAGAUCCCAAGUGCGGAAAGGCUUUGAUGAGAAACGUCGCCUAGGAGCAGAAGCAGAUUAAUGCUGUGACACGGGCAGGCAAAAGAUCUUUGAAAGAUGGGCCCAGUGAGGGCCAGGAAAGAGCAAAGAGGCAGUUGUGCACAUGUGUAGAAUUUAUUAUUUCAAAGCGCACAGAGUUGAAGUAGCAGGCAGUAUAAGAAUACUGAAAUUGGCUUUGGGGGUCACGUGGCCUGCCAGGUGCGUGAAAGACAACAUCACCUGGCCAGAGGCAUGUCUGAGUCCAAUUCAGGCGCUUGUCUUGGCAUAUAAACAAAUAUCCUGAGGGCGAAUGGAGGGGGGUUACACCACCAAGCUCUGCCUCCUCUGGCCCGUCGUAGGCCAGUAUAAAUUAAGCAGCACAUAAGUGGCACACAAAACACUACCAAACCAUUCUACGUACCAAAUCUUAUAUUAAUAAUCCAAAAAUUGAGAGAGCUAUAUGAAGUUGAAUGUAUGUAAACACACCAAGAUCCUGAGGGAGAAUUUCCUGAAGAAAGAAAUUAAAUAUUGUAACUUAAUCUAAGAAGAAAUGUAACAUAUGGACAUAAAUGUUUAUAACUAUAUCAAAACUGUGAGAGAGAUUUUACUGAAGAAGCCCAAGACUCUUCAUGGGCGAAACAGGUGACAAACGCCGGCACCCUGACUAACUCUUGUGCGUAACAUCACCGACACUUCGUUUGAUCAAACUUACCUCUGUUGAUAUCUACAGGAGGCUGGCUAAAGGAACCUUUAAAGACUGAAUCUUCCUUUUGGGCACAAUUUGAAUGAGUUUUCUGUUUGUGGCUUGUAGUAGAUCUUGUACAUAGCUCUCUCAAUUUUUGGAUUAUUAAUAUAAGAUUUAGUACGUAGAAUGGUUUGGUAGUGUUUUGUGUGCCGCUUAUGUGCUGCUUACUUUAUACUGGGGUACUACGGGAAUUGGGACGCGGGUGGCGCUGUGGGUUAAACCACAGAGCCUAGGACUUGCCGAUCAGAAGGUUGGCGGUUCGAAUCCCCACGACGGGGUGAGCUCCUGUUGCUCGGUCCUGGCUCCUGCCAACCUAGCAGUUUGAAAGCACACAGUGCAAGUAGAUAAAUAAGUACCGCUCCGGCAGGAAGGUAAACGGCGUUUCUGUGCGCUGCUCUGAUUCGCCAGAAGCGGCUUUUUCAUGCUGGCCACAUGACCCGGAAGCUGUACCCCGGCUCCCUCGGCCAGUAAAGCGGGAUGAGCACCGCAACCCCAGAGUUGGCCACGACUGGACCUGAUGGUCAGGGGUCCCUUUACCUUACUACAAGAAUUGGCAGCAUAGGUUCAUUUCCUCUGGCCCGUCCGCUUUCUUGUGUCAAGCCUCCAUGAGUUUACCGGUGUCUGUGUGGAACAGAGAGACCUCUCUACUUACAGAGGAUCCCCGCACAAUUUAGGACACCCGCCCCCCCAGGUUUUAGAUGAUGAGACAAAGCAGAGCACGGCCGUUUAAAAGCUGUGCAAGUGGUUUUUAAUACCGAAAGGAACUAAGGCCGUUUCUUAACACCAUCCAUUUCUGAAGGGGGACAAAACGAGCUUGCGUCAGCAUACCUAAUGUAAGCGGAGUGCUGUGAACUCCCAAGCAUUGCAGUUAAAACGAAGUUGGGCGUGAAUUAUGUUUUCAAAUGGAUUCUCUUGGCAUAGAGAUUUGUGCGUUUGCUGAGUUCUCCAGAGAUACAGAGCCUUUUCUAGAAUAGAUGCCCUUUAAAAAAAAACAACAGCAAGAGCCCACAGUCCAUGGAUAUACAUAUUGUUCUAAUCAUCUUUAUUCUCUCCCCGCCCCCCCACUUUAGUGGACAGUGAAUGGACAGCUGCGGGUUGGCUUCUUCACCACAAAACUUGUUCCGUCAGGCUCAGAGCUAACCUUUGACUACCAGUUCCAGAGAUAUGGGUAGGUCUCGACCUGACUUACUUGCUUUGUUGUUUAUAAAUGACUAUUCUUGAACAGAAGCCAAUAAAGUGAUCUUGUGCACAGUCAAACGUAGGUCAUAUUUUCUGAACUAUGGAGGUCAGGUGCUCAUUAGCUGAUUCAUUCGUGUUUCCGCUGCUCUUGUUCUCACUUGGUUUGGAAGAGAUAAUGUGUUGGUGGUUUUUUUCAUUAUUAUUUUCCGCCUGGCUACAGGUGGAUGACGAGAAUGAAGUUAAAAACAACAGUGCAUUUUCUAAAAGAGUGCAUAUCCCUAAUCAUAACCUAAUUGUGCUGUUGUACCACAGUAGAAUAGUCUCUCCUAGUGGAUGCUCCCCAAAAGAGAAUCAGUUACUUUUCUCUAAAAGAAAAAUUAAAAAACCAGAGCAGAGGAAAACUUUGGGAUUUUCCAACUGAUUUUGGUGGGAGAGGAGGAACCAAAGUUGUUUGAACAAUACAUAAGUUGUUUGUCAUUUAUGUGUUGAAUUUUUAACUUUAUUUGUUGUUGUAAGCUGCCCUGAGAAUAUUUUGUUAUUGCAAGCUGUAACUAAAGUACUCUCUUCAUGUGUGAGCUAUCAUAGGCUCAGUUUUCAAGUUAGUUAAAAUCUGCUUACCCUUGAACCCUGUUUUACUGGAAUAAUUUUGUGCCGUAAUUUUGUAAAUCCUUUAAAACCUGAGUGGUGCUUGUUGGAGACGUCAGAUUUGGCAGUAUGCUUGGGAUAUGUUUUUUUGGUUGUCCUGUUGCAUAAAUGACUAGCAUGCUGUAUAGACCGAACCACGCAUGAGAUCAGCAAAGGAAAAUUAACAAAUAAGAAAAAUAGGUGAUGGUGUGAAAGGAAAUAGUGGUGGGAGUUCAACUCGAGGUCAGGUUUUGAACUUCUGGCAAUGCCAGUGACAAUAAUUAUCCAUUCUUCUGCGGCAUGUGUGUGGGCAGCCUGUGGUUAUUUCAAUAGAAUUCAUGGGCUGGAUUUGAAAGCAUUGUGCUUAGCUUUCUUUUUAUUUUUUAAAGAAUUUAUCAUAGUACAAUCCCAUCUAGAGCAGGUAAUAAAACUAUCUUCCAUACCAGGAAUACCCACAAAGCCUCCUCCUUGGCAGGAUUCAGCUUCAGUUUAUUGGUGUGGCCUCACCUUGAUUCAGUUGUUACAGGGAAAAACAGGGUGUUGCUGACACCUUGCUCCUAAUCCCCCCAUGGCCACACUCAGCAGCUUUAUGUAGAUAUUAAACCAGACGGUGGACCCAAUGGCAUCGACAUUACACUUUCCAGGGGCUAACAGGCAGUCACUUUCUGAAACCAACCUCUUAGAUGGGAGCAGAACUACUGCAGCUCCAGGAAGAUCCCAUUGAUCAUUCCUGGCCAUUGGCCAAUGAUCGCAAGCGCUGAUGGGAGUUGUAGUUCAGCAACAACUUGAAGAUCCCUAAUUCCCUACCUCUGGUUAACGGUAUCAAAAGCCUCUCAGAGAGCUUUUAUCUUUAAUUAGGUGGCGCUGUGGUCUAAACCACUGAGCCUCUUGGGUUUGCCGAUCAGAAGGUUGGCGGUUCGAAUCCCAGCGACAGGGUGAGCUCCCGUUGCUCCGUCCCAGCUCCUGCCAACCUAGCAGUUUGAAAGCACGUCAGAGUGCAAGUAGAUAAAUAGGUACCGCUCCGGCGGCAGGGUAAACAGCGUUUCCGUGCGCUGCUCUGGUUUGCCAGAAGCGGCUUAGUCAUGCUGGCCAUAUAACCCGGAAGCUGUACGCUGGCUCCCUCGGCCAAUAAAGCGAGAUGAGCGCCGCAACCCAGAGACGUUCACGACUGGACUUAACUGUCAGUGGUCCCUUUACCCUUUACCUUAAGACCUGAAUAGGAAAGAUGAACAUUGUAAGAAAAAGCAGUUAAGCAUUCUCUUUUCUAAGAAGCUGAUCAAAGCCCAGGAUUCUUCCAGGAGCACUAUAAAGCCCUUUCUACGUACUUUUGGGUUUUAGCUAGUAAUGGGUGCUCUGGUUUUUAACAAAUGCUGGCUUUUGCCUUCAAGGAGGCCAUGGAAUAGGACAAUCAAUGAGCUGAACUCUAUAACAGUGGAAUUUUCAAGCACUUCAUUUUCAUACUAUGUGUUUCUUUCCAAAACAGCAAAGAGGCACAGAAGUGUUUCUGUGGCUCUGCCAACUGCCGGGGUUACCUUGGGGGAGAAAACCGGGUCAGCAUUAGAGCCGCAGGAGGCAAAAUGAAGAAGGAGCGGUCUCGUAAAAAGGAUUCGGUAAGUGGGGUGGGGAAGGAGAAGCUUCAUUCUUGUUUUCUUCUGCAGUGGGACUUACAUGUGUACCACUGGGGUCGAGAGGUUUUGAAAACCAGCAUCUGAUUUUCAUAUUCUUUCCUGUGACUUCUUCAAAGAGCAGAACUGGGUGCAUGAUCCUCUGCUGGGUUCAGACAGUCAGAUGCUCCAAACCUACAAAACCACGUAGCUGUUACUGUCAUUCAAAGUGACUUGGGCCCACAAAAGCGCCAUAGCAUCCUGCACAAAGCAAGUGGGACAGAUCUGUCCAGUAGCGUUGGCCAUUAGCUACGAUCCCUUUACUGGGGUGUGGCUUUGCAGUCUGGUUUUGGCUCCACCAUCUCUGGACUUGCCAGCACUCUUCCCCAGUUACCUAAUUUUCAGUAAAGUUGUUUCCCCCCCCCCCAAUGGCCAGCGCCACUUCACAUCAGAAACACCCGACUCUUUGCAUCAUCCGGUAGCUUCCCAUGCCAAAGCUACACCUCCAUUGCAGACGUGGAAAACAGCCACAUGAUUCAGGCGACUUGUGUGAUGUGGAACAUUUAUUAGACUAUGGCUGCAGCAGGAGAGUGUCAGGCAUGCUCCAAAUGUAAUGUGCAAAUUCUGGCUUGUUUGUACUUUGCUGGAAUAAUCAUUCACCCAAAUUCAAAUUUUUAGCAUGUUUGUACUGGUGUUAAAUUAGUGGCUUUUGCUGGAAUUGCAGAAUUAAUCAGGUUGGAAAAGACUCAGACCACUGUCUUGAAACUGAACCCCCCCCCCAUGCAAAAUAGUCUGAACAAAUUUGGCCUUGUAAGGGAAAGGGUAUGUUUUUAUCAUUUGGAUGCAAAGAGCAAGCAGGAUCAAGGUCAACUGCACUGGAGCUCCCUGUAGAAUAAGGAAGUUUCUUCCUGCUUAGGGUGCAUUUGAUCUCUCCGCAACUUGUAACUCCAGCACUCUGGAAAUCCAGUGUGACCUAUUCCAAACCUUUCCCACUAGUAAAUAAACUCUCCUUCCGAUUAAAUGCCAAUUUGCAAAGGGUUGGGGGAGGGAAGUGCACUUGUACUUUGUACAACUUUUCUUUUGGUUUUGGUAGGUGGAUGGAGAAUUAGAGGCACUCCUGGAAAACGGAGAAGGACUUUCAGAUAAAAAUCAAGUUCUCAGCUUGUCUCGGCUGAUGGUGCGAAUCGAGACUCUGGAGCAAAAGCUCACCUGUCUCAAACUUAUACAGGUGAUUAUUCCUUCUUUUAUUUGACCUGGAAGUGGUUGGCAAAUAAGUUAAAUAAAUUCUAAUUUAAUAUUUCACUUUUAAUGGUGGGGCUGAGAAGUUUUGAGGGAUUGAAGUAGCCUUGCUUGGGGGAGGGGGCACAUUUGCAACGUCAUGAUAUUUUAUCUGUCAUUGAACCUACAGAUGGGAUUCUGCUUAUGGCAGGGUUACAUGCCCCCUCACCUUUUUGACUUCUAUUCACCGUUUUAUGUAGUUCAUCAUCAAAUUUAAUCUCUCUCUUUGUUAGUAUUAGGACUAUCACAUUUUUCAUUGCUUCUGUUCUCUGCCCUACAGAGAACCUGUAUGUUCCCCUUAGUGCAGGAGCUAGAUCUGAAGAGUUCUCUUGUUUCUCUGUUUUCAAAGGAGGAACAGCCCUGUUCCUUUGUUCCUUUAGUCAUGGUGCAAUCAGAAACCUGUUGUUGAUCCCAGCACAAUCUAACCAAAUUGUGUCUGCAUAAGACCUCCUGCCCUCCCAUCUUGUUACAAAUUGCAGAGUUUGGGCUUUUCCGUCACAAACAUCUCCACUCACCUGCACGGAUGUGGGCUGCAGGUUAGCCACCCCGGUCAUCUAUUCAGCUUUGCUGAAUAGAGUGGAAAUGCAAUUAGAACUUAAAAUGUACGCGCAAUGAGCACAGUCACCUUUUGCAGCUAGCAGUGAUUGACAAUAGAAAACCCUUGGAAUUGCUGGGUAAAAUAACACCUUCAGUGGGAAAGGAAACAAUGGUCUCUAUUCAGACUGAAAUGAAUAGAAUUAGAUUUUUGGGUGCAUUGCCGUUCAGCAGUUUCAGAUUGGAGCCUCCCUUUGAAAUUGCUUUUUACAGUUGCCUGAGGGAGUAAGUUUCCCAGAGCUACACAAUGAGGCCUCCCAGAUCUAAGUUACGGAACCUAUAUCGGAAUAAUUCUUAGCUCUUCAGACCAUGGACAUGUUUGUUGCUUGGUGUGAAGCAGUUCUGCCCGAUGAUGGUGGAUUUUUGACUUUAGCAUGAGACAUCAGAGGCUGGCUGAUGAAUUGGGCCAGUGGCCAUUCUAGUCCAUCAUCCUGUUCUCACAGUGGCCAGCCAGAUGACCAUUAUCAGGAGCUUGCAAGCCAUACUGCGUGCAGCAUCAUAGCUGUCAAGCGUCCCUUAUUUGGCGGGACAGUCCCUUACCCAGCGCUGUGUCCCGCUGCUGUCCCUUAUUGAUGAUGUCCCUUAAAUUCCCCGGGUUUCAAAGGAAGCAGCUCCUCUCCCUCCCUCCCUCCCUGCCAGUCAGGGAGGAAGGAGGCUCCAACUGUGUUGCUUGGCUGCGUUGCUCACCCAAUAAGGAGUCUAAGAACGACUGGGGGGUGGAGCUUGCAUGCCUUGUGCCUUUGCUCAGCGCUUCCCAGCGGAGAGGUGACGGUGGUUUUCCUUGCUGCUUCCCCUUUGCUGGGUUGCUGCGCUGUGGGAACCACCGCUUGAGGUUUCGUUUGGCUGCUGGCUGGGCUUUCUGCCUUUGGCUCGGAGGGGCUCAGAAGUCGAACAUACCUGUGCUCUGAAAAUCCCUUAUUUUGGCUGCUGAUCCCUUCUUUUCAAAUCUGUAAGUUGACAGCUAUUUGCAGCACCCUUCUGUUAGCUCCAUCCUUGCCAAGAGUGUGUGUGUGUUCUUUUUUUCUUUUGCUUUGUUGAGUAGUUGUCUGCUUUAGUUUUGCUGGUUUGCAGCGACUGUGAAAACGUGGCUGUGUGGUCUCUUGGUCAUUCUCUCUCCCUGCCCCCCUUCUUUCUCUUCACAGAAUACUCACUCCCAGGCCUGCCUGAAGACGUUCUUAGAAUGUCAUGGAUUGUCCCUUCUCUGGAUUUGGAUGGCAGAGCUUGGUGAUGGCAGGGGAAACAUAGCCAACAACUUGAAACUCCAGAUAGAGGUCAGUGGCUGCCCUGGGAUUUCUGUGUUGCUGCGUUUUCAAAAAUAGCUUCGCCAGAGUUAAGUCAGGCUUCUAACUUUAGUUCCUUGUCGUUAGUUUCUUUAUGGCUUCUCCCAUUCAAGCCAAUUUGUGAGGAAAUCAUUCGCCGUUCUAAGAAUCUUGUGGUCAGUGUGGCGUAGAGAUUCAGAAGCUAUUUUCCAUUCUCAGUGCUGCUUCUGGCUAAUUAUUCCCAACAUCUGUGACCCUUCCUAUUGCUCUCUACUGUACCACUCGCUAGCAAAACAAUUGGGGGGGGGGAUAAAACUGGAUGCUAUAUAGAAUGUGCAGGUAAACUAUGAUUAUAGCUCCCAGUGCAGAGGUGUAUUUCCACAGUUCCACAGAGCCUGAAUUUUUGAAUGCACAUCUGUGGUUGUGCUUUUAUUUGGAAGAGACUCAAGCAAUUGCUGUAGUGUGUAUCUGGCAUGUAAAAAAGAUAAAGGUAAAGGGACCCCUGACCAUUAGGUCCAGUCGUGACCAACUAUGGGGUUGCGGCGCUCAUCUCGCUUUAUUGGCCAAGGGAGCCAGCGUACAGCUUCCGGGUCAUGUGGCCAGCAGGACUAAGCCGCUUUUGGCGAACCAGAGCAGCGCACGGAAAUGCCGUUUACCUUCCUGCCGGAGCGGUACCUAUUUAUCUACUUGCACUUUGACGUGCUUUCAAACUGCCAGGUUGGCAGGAGCAGGGACCGAGCAACGGGAGCUCACCCCGUUGCAGGGAUUCGAACCACCGACCUUCCGAUCAGCAAGUCCAAGCGGCACAGUGGUUUAACCCACAGCGCCACCUGCGUCCCUUCUAUCUGGCAUGUAAACAGUGCCAAAUUAGAGAGGUCAUUUCAGAGGUCAGGCCUCCAUCUGGGUCUGCUUACAUCUUCACAUUGUUAGAUAUUUUGGUUCUUGUGUAUGUGACCUACUCAAGUCAUGCCUAGCAUUGUAUAAUUGCUCAUUGACAUUUAACUAACCUUUUUUCCUCCAAAAGGGAUUUUAUUUUUCUGAUUUGUUGUCAGAAAUUUCAGGCUACAUCUGCUUAAGGGGCACUCUGUUUCAGUUCAGACUUUCUACAAACCACGGUUUUGAGGGUUGGGAACAAGCUGCGGAAUCAUACUCUCCCCCUGUCCCCCGUUUAAUCGUGGCUUUCCCUUCCAUUUCCUUUUUAGCAGUAACCAUAAUUUGCUAUGGUAUUCAGAUCUGCAAACUGUGGCUAGUGCACUUUCCCCCUGCAAACCAACAUCUGAAACUAAACUUUGAAAUGGACUUCUGGUUUGAAGGGCACAUGUUAGCUGUUCUAUGCUGAUUCGGACAUCACAGCAAAUUAUGGUUAAUGCUAAGAAGGAAAUGGAAGAGGGAAAGAGGGGGGCACUUGACCAUGGAGCUUGUUCAUGAACCUUCAAAGGUGGAGGAUAGUCUGAAUGGAGCCCCAGUUAGUGUGUCGGCAGAGCAUAAUAAUAAUAAUAAUAAUAAUAAUAAUAAUAUACCCCGCCCAUCUGGCUGAGUUUCCCCAGCCACUCUGGGUGGAUUCCAAUCAAGUGUUACAAACAAUACAGCAUUUAAUAUUAAAAGCUUCCCUAAACAGGGCUGCCUUCAGAUGUCUUCUAAAAGUUUGGUAGUUAUUUUUCUCUUUCACAUCUGGUGGGAGGGCGUUCCACAGGGCGGGUGCCACUACCGAGAAGGCCCUCUGCCUGGUUCCCAGUAACUUGGCUUCUCGCAGUGAGGGAACCGCCAGAAGGCCCUUGGUACUGGACCUCAGUGUCCGGGCAGAACGAUGGGGGUGGAGACGCUCCUUCAGGGAUACAGGACCGAUGCCGUUUAGGCCUUUGAAGAUCAGCACCAACACUUUGAAUUGUGCUCGGAAACGUACUGGGAACCAAUGUAGGUCUUUCAAGACCGGUGUUAUGUGGUCUUGGCGGCCACUCCCAAUCACCAGUCUAGCUGCCGCAUUCUGGAGUAAUUGCAGUUUCCGGGUCACCUUCAAAGGUAGCCCCACGUAGAGCGCAUUGCAGUAGUCCAAGCGGGAGAUAGCCAGAGCAUGCACCACUCUGGUGAGACAGCGCGCAGGCAGGGAGGGUCUCAUCCUGCGUACCAGAUGGAGCUUGUAAACAGCUGCCCUGGACACAGAAUUAACCUGCACCUCCAUGGACAGCUGUGAGUACAAAAUGACUCCCAGGCUGCGCACCUUGUCCUUCAGGGGCACAGUUACCCCAUUCAGGACCAGGGAGUCCCCCACACCUGCCCGCCCCCUGUUCCCCCAAAACAGUACUUCUGUUGCCAAAUCUAACUUCAAUCAAACCGACCCUUUCUGAAAGUUUACAAUUCUCCUUUCAUGUUCUGUGAUCAGAUUAUGAAGACUUUGGAGCUUUUGCCUAUUCCCAAUAAAAACAUGUUGGAGGAGAGCAAAGUGCUUCCCAUUAUCCAGCGCUGGGCUCAGACUAAAUCCGCUAUUCCACAUCUCAGCGAGGGAGAUGGUUAUUCGAGUGAGAACACAUCGCGGGCUCAUACUCCACUCAACACGCCCGAUCCUUCCGCUAAGCCUAGCGUGGAGGGGGACACGGACACGCCCAAGAAGCUUGCUUUCCGGAAGCUCAAGAUCAUAAGUGAGAACAGCAUGGACAGCGCCAUCUCCGAUACGACCAGUGAGAUUGAGCUGAAGGAGGGCAAAGAGGACCUUGAGCAUCUAGACAGCGUCCCAACAGAGACGGCAGAGGAACUGCCACCCCAGCAGGAGCCUGGCAAGGAUGCUGCCGCCGAGGUCUCAGCAGACACCAGCAAAUCUCAAGCUGUUGAGCAAGAUGUGGAGCCCGAGACAGAGAUGAAGGAGACCUCUGCUGCGAAGCUGGAGGAAUCUGUGGCUGCAGAAACGCCCUCUCAAGAUGAAGAGGAGGGCGUGUCAGAUGUGGAGAGUGAGAGGAGUCAAGAACAGACCGAUAAGAUAAUAGAUGCAAGUGAUUUGGCGACCAAGCUUCUAGAUUGCUGGAAAGACCUAAAAGUAAGUUGGCUUCUCUGUAGCAGAUGCUUUUAUCGUUUAGAAGGUAAUGGAGGUUUCUCACAGUUGACUUGUUUCUCUUGUGCAGAGUGUGUGUAUUCUGAACGGCUGCAGAUUUCCUCUUUUUCUUUUAGCGGGAAAUUCAAAUGGGCCAGGCUAAAACUUUUUUCCAUGCUUGUAAUGAAAACCUUAUAAGCAUAAUUGUGACCUUUUCUCCUCACACCCACCCUAUUAGCCAGUAGUGUUGAAUGAUCAGCAAACUGUGAAGACUGGGAAAUGGAUUAAUUAUGCAGUUUGUAUCCUCUAUUCACAAAAGUUGCAUCUAUGGGCCCUGGCUUGGUAAAAUUUGGGUUGGAAAGUGUGGUGGGAUUUGUUGUUCACAUGACCAAACUAGGGGAAAUACCUUCCAUUAGAAAAUUAUUUGACCAAAAGCUUUCCAUAAGUAUUCUGUUUUUCCUUUUGAAGCAAAAAUGCCUACACUUCGUUAACUGGCAGUUAAUUAAAUUGUUAGCAAAAGACGUAUACUUCAACUUUGCAAAGAGAGCAUUUCUUCCACUAGUUUAGUAUUGGUCGUCUUUGACCCAAAAUUUCCUGAUGUGCCCUCACUAGUUUUACAGACCAGUGCAACUAGCUGUUAAUGAAUGAAACAAUCAACAAAUUUUUCUGCUAAAAAUCAAAGUCACAAGAAUAUGCAACAGCGAUUUGAAUCUGUUUGGCAGAAAAGUGAAUUAUCACCUGUUCCGAAAAACAUAGGCUGUCUGCUGUGAAACCUUUGGGAAAUGCUGCUAUCCUGUCACGCUUUUUUUGCAAGAAUAGUUAGCCUGGAAACAGGCAUGCUACUGAAGUUUUGUGUGAUGUUUUGCUGCCUUUUUUUAUUAGCCUGGUGGGAGGAAGGAUAGUGGGGAUGGCGGGCCACAGUGAGACCUCUUUGUACCUGUUGUCUCUUGAGAUGCCAAAAGAUUCAAACCACCAGUAGUUACUACUCUUCGUUUGGCUAGAUUAGCUACCAUGUAAGAAAACAGAAGCAGAGUAGCAAUUUCUCCAGUUAGCCCCUCUCUUCUUUAUCAGUGGACAGUCUUAUUAGCUCUUUUGUUCUUCCUACAAGGCUAUGUGUGGGUAGAUUCAGUGGUACUUAGGGCUGAGAAAGACAUUACAUUGGAAUCCAGAGACCAGGCAGGAGCCUGGACCUCCUUUUCCUAAACCUUUGCCUUGUUGGAAUUUCUAAGAAAAAUACUAAGCAGGAUUCACACAACUUAAGAUCGGCCCACUUCUAAAAUCGGGCAUGAUUCCAUCUGGAGAUUUGCUCAAAUGAUUAUUUUUGAAGUGCGAUAGAUGCAAAGAAAUCAUGCCAUUUCCUCUGUGUCCUUCAGGAAGCAUUUUACAAUACUUGGUCCAUGUGUGUGUUGAUACAGAUAGGUCAGGAGAGGGGCGUUUUGUACAAAGUAAGGUGCUUUAAAAAAAAGAAUAAUAGCCCUGAUUCUCUGAAGAACUUGACCUGUAUUUGCAAGAUGAGUGUGGGAUUAAAACAACAACAACUUAAUUCUUUCAGUGUAAUGAGAGAACUAACAACAAGAUGGAUAAUUAAUAAUGUAUGCCAGGCUGUCAAGUGUCGUCUGCGUAAAAAUAAGUUUGUGCAUCUUGUUCUUUCUGCCUAGAGUAUGCCCAGUAUAUAUAGCAUCUUGAAUGGGCUUAGGCUUUGCCUCUGAGAAUCUUUUUCUCUACCCAGGAAAGGGAGCGGGCCUUGGGCUUGCUUGCACCUUGUUCUGCUCUGUCCCCAGGAUGGAGAUUUGAAGACAGGCUGCACACACCAUACAUUUAAAACACAUUUUACCUCCCCAAAGAAUCCUGGCGACUGUAUUUUAAAAGGGUGCUGGGAAUUGUAGUUGUGCCAGGGGAUCCAAUGAUCCUUUGAGGGAGGAAUGUGCUUCAAGUGUAUGUAGCCUUAGUGCAAUACUGGUUUAUCUGUACCCAGGAGCUCCCCAGAUCUGUAUCCCAUGCCUAGAUCGAAAUCCCAGAGUAUCAUUCAACCAGUUCAUGGAGCUCCUGGGCAUAUAUGAACCCAGUGCCUGCCGCUUUUAUGCAGGGAGAGGUCAUUGUGAGUAUGUAGCCACUCCCUUCUCAAGUAGAAUAAUGUUCAUAUCAGCAACUCCUUAAUUUGUCUAGAUUCAGGGCUUUGUGUUUGAUUUUAACCCCCCGUACCUACUUGUCAGUCUAUGCCCUGGUGCUGAGGAUUGAAAAGAAAAUACAAAUUAGUUGUAAAAAAAACAAAUCAAAUCAGAAACCUAAUUGUUGUUCAGUUGUGUCUCAGAUACGUCGUCUUGUGAGGAUUCAUGGUGGGGUUAGCAUGAAAUCAUAAUUUUCUUGCUAAGUUAUCUUUCUACUCUCCCUCUCCCCUUUUGGGAUAGCCCUGGCUCAAGAGCAGUUUGCUCACAUCUAUGGUCAGCUAUGGAAUCAUUAUCCAUCAAAAGUCACUGUUUUGGAUUUUUAAGCCCUUUCUGUUGCAGAUCACAUCACAUAAUAUUAAGAAGGUCAAUACAUGGUUUAAAAUAUUGGUGCCAGUAUUACAUAUGUUGAUCUAGUGGACAUAGAUUCUGAUCUCGUGCUCAGUGCAGUAGCAUCCCUGUAGCCUAAACCAAGCCCCUUCCUUCCACUCAUCCAUCAAAAACAAUAGUCCUCCUUUUUAGAUUCCUGUGUUUGGGAGCUGCUGUAUGACAACGCUGAAUUUAAUCUGUCCUGCACUGCAUUACGAUUGCGCUAAGAGUUAGCUGCUUCUGUCUGACAUUAACUGCUUUUUAAAAAACCUCCAGCGCAUUUAUGCUCGGAAGAGAUACCUGUAAACAGCAUAGUUUUUACCUGAUGCAAGAAAACGAUUGGGACCUGUUGUCUCUGAGAUAAACAUGGAGCCCAUUUGUUCAUGUUCCAUGCCAAAACCGAUUGAUGUUGGUUGCUUUAGGGUCUUCCAACCCCGUAAUAUUAGUCUGGAGUGCUGGUCAUCUAUGUAGUGUAGACUGAUUGGGCGGGAGGGUGUGGAAAGCUUGUAACAUAAAGCUAUGUCCUUCCCGACCUCUUGAUGCUGACCCCUUUGUAGUAAUUUCAACCAUUUCCAUCCAGCUUCUCAGGGCAGCCAGGAGCUUGUUAACAUCAUCCCCAGCUGACCAUGAGUCUCCUUUUCUCAACUCCAUUUUCAACUCCGCCCUGAAGAAAGGAGAGAACGUAGCGUGCGUACUGUGAAGAAAGCAGGAAGAUGGUUGGGAAGCUGGAUGAUGCAUGAGAAAUAUAAUAGGUGGAAAAAGAGAGGACAGAGGUGGCUAACUCAUUGAUGCCGACGUAAUUUUGGUGCGUCCAUUGCCGGCAAUGGAUGUCGCUCUGGGAGAAUCCCCCUAUUCCUGGCGGGGAAGGAUCGAGUGAGCUAUUCUUUUUUAUAUCUAUAUAUAUAUCUAUAUAUACCUCUUCACACAAAAGACAGCUGCCGUGGCUUUUGAGCAUUCAAGGCCUUCAUGGGCUUGAAUUCCAGGAUGAACACCAGCAAAAGGCAGCACACAACCCACUGCAACCACACGCAACACACACAAAACCCCCCAGACCGGGUACGUUUUCAGCACGGGUUUCUGCAAGCGUUUCCUGCCAACUUCGGAAAUGGUGCAUGUGUCUCCCUGUGCUGAAAAUGUGCUCCGAACUGGGAUAGACACGCAACAGGAAAUGGCUAAAAACCAGCAUAGCGCUUCGUUUAGCUUGCAUGGAGACCUGCCAUUUGACCAGCGCUCGUUUGGGCAUAGGAGAAAAACAGGUAAGUGCCCCAGGAAGGACGGAUGAAACUUUGAGGCAUUGGCAGGGAGGGAAUCACAACAUCUCUUAAGGUAUGAUGGAUAAUGGUUCCAUUGCUGUCCACCCCUCUGGAUUUGAAGGACAAAGCUGCCAGUGAGCAUCUGUGGCCACAAACCGCGUGAGGUGCUCACCUCUUUCACUGGAAUAAUUUGACGGAUCAGGAAAUUAUGCUUUCAACUCAGCAUGAGGACCAGUUUAAUCAGUCUGUAGGUAGUAGCGUGGUAAUUAGGCGGUUAGCGGCUCUGGUUCUUAUUUUCUGGCGGGAACUUGGAAGUACAUCACUGUGGCCGGAAUAAGGCUAUGUACCCUCGCAGUCACUCAGUUACUCAUGCAGGUAUGUAGGGAUGCUUUAGGAAGAGAUCAGAGUCAACAGCAACCUGGAAAUUAGAAUUUCCUCAAGGGGUAGCCAUUUUUGGGGGCAUUUCAAGGACUUUCUUUUUUUUCCUUUUUACUCUUUGAACUAGAAACACAGAAGUGGCGUUUUAGUCCUCAGUCAUAUAUUAGAUUUAGGCUUUGCUUCAGACGUGCCGGUUGUGUUACUGGUCUGGUAACGGCUUAGGGAUUAUAGGUUUCUUUGUAAAAAUGGUUUCGUAGGCAGUAACUGGCUCUCUGCCCCCAUUUUGGUCCAUUUACUGCGCACCCUUCCCAUUCCCUUCCUCCACUUUGUUGCUUUCAGUUGGCCGAUAUGGCAACUCCUCGCAGCCGUUGGCUGUGCUGGCAUUCCACACAGGGGGCUGCACAGUGAUGCUUGAGAGAGCCUAGGUUAUGGUUAUAGUCAUAGCUAUCCCAGGUCAUGCUAUUUGCUCUUAAGAUACAUUAAAGGCACAUCAGGGAGGACAAAUCUGGAGCUGUUAAACUGCCUUAUGGGCAAGUUGCUGCGUGUUAGCAUUAUAAUCCCUUGAAUUUGUGUGGCAUAACAGUGUUUAAGGCCUGGGCCCCAUUUCGGGACUGUCUCUGGCAGUCUAAAUGCUUAUGCCACGGAAAUGCUAAAUUCUUAUGCCAUGGAAUUUGUCCCACCAGCCCAUGUUGAACUGGCCUGGGCCCAUUUAAUACUAACACUUCCUGGUUAAAACAGUGAGGGUCUUUAAAGCAGGUUAUUUGUUCAUCUUUUAUUUAGGAAGCUUGAGGGGCUCCCGACUUCCAGUUCUUGUAAAAGUUUACAAGAACUUCUCAUUCUUUUUUUUUAUUAUUUAAACCCAAUACUCUUUUGUUAGAAGAGGCCGAGAUUAACUGGUGUUUCACUCCGGAAUUUCAAGCCUUUAAAACAGGCUUCCUCAGCCUCGGCCCUCCAGAUGUUUUGGGACUACAACUUCCAUGAUCUCUAGCUAGCAGGACCAGCGGUCAGGGAUGGUGGGAAUUGUAGUCUCAAACAUCUGGAGGGCCGAGGUUGAGGAAGCCUGCUUUAAAAUGUUACGAGAGAGGUGUGUAAGUGGGAAGAGCUUAAAUAGCAAAACAGCUCAUUGCUGGACAUUACCUUGUCCACUUAGGUGCCGACUAGUGGAGCAAGCUUUUAGCAUAUUUCUACAGAAAUCCGUAUGGAUUUUUAUACGGCUUCGUACUCUCUUAGGCGGUUGUUGUAAGACAGAUCUGAAACUGGAAAAUAUACAUAGGGGAGAAAGGCAGUAGUUUGGGCUGAAAGACAAUGCAAAGACUGUUCUGUUGAGCAGCCUUUCCAAGACCCAGGAAUGCUUCAGGAUGGAAAAGUGAAGGCAGUUUUCCAACUGCUUCUCCCAUACCUGUGUGUUACUUUGGCAUUAAGCCCAUGCCCUGUGUGUUUCUGUUUUAUCUAUAAGCUAAAAACUAGUUUGUAGCUCCUGUGUGCUAAGGUUUUGUAUGGCUUGUGCCAAAGAUAAGGUGUCUUUUGUUGUUGUUGUUUAUGGUGCAAACCAGUUGAAUAGGUGGGGAGUGGGGGGAAGAACGUAGAAUGAAGAAAGCAUGAAGAGCAUAUGAUGUAAAUAAAUAACACACAAACCCUGGCUUUGUGUUAAUGGCAAUCUAAAUAUACCCCAAUCCCCAUAGCUGUCGGAAGGAGGCUACUAAGCAUGUUGGGUGUGGAGGAAGAAAAUAAUAAAUAAGGAAGAAAAUAGGACUUAUAAAUUCACUCGCCUACCCUGCACUAUGGGUGUGUCUCAUUUUGCAGAGUAAUCUUUCAUUUCCCCCAGGGGUAGUGGGAGACAUUUCCCCCAUGUGGCCAAAGGAUUCCCCCACCCCCUUUUUUUGUACUAAGUUUUUAAAGUUUAUUUUCAAACAGUAAUUUUUUCAGCCUUCAUACAGUUUCCUCAGCCUUCGAUUCUACUGCAGUAUAUUUUUAUUUAGCCUUUCAGCAACAAUAGUGAGGCAGAAGAAGGAGUUUAUUGCUUAGACCUCUCUGUGUGCUUUGUUUCAGAAAUUUGGGGAAACAGGGUAACCACAUAGGUCACAUGGAGACAGUCUAUAUUGGAGCCUUUGCUUUUCUUUGUAAUAAUUCUUAAGCAGUCACUCCAGAUUUCAAUAAUAAGGUUAAUGUUUAAAGCCAAAAUGUUCGAUGUUUCCCUCUUUGAUUUUUUGUUAUGUUAAAUGUUUUCUGGAUGCUUCUAUGUCCAAAAAUAAAGACAAGUUGCCUUGGCUUGCAUCCCAGCUGAGUAGUAGUUGUCCUUUAUAGUGAGGAGGGUAUAAGUUGUUUCUGAUGAGGGCACAGAGCAGAAAAGUAAUAGAACAGUGUCUGCAUUACAAAUACAAAUGUAAACUGGUUUUCCUGUCCACAGUUUUCAUUUGUUUAAUUGGUUUAGAUUUAAUCACGUCCCCAAAGCUCAGAGCAGAUAACAGGAUUUAAUUGGCAUGUGUAAUAUUACGUACAGUGGAAUUUUAAGGGCCAUUAAAUAAAAUCUUAACAAACAAAUCCUCAACCCAGAGUUGCUCUGAGCUUGUUAACAUGUGACAUUGCUCAUCCUCAUAAACAGCCUGAUCUUUCCAGUUUACACAUUUUGUGUAACUAAUAUGCAGUGUGAGAGUGGGGAUUGGGCAAGGCAAGAUUAUAUCAAUGGCUGCUGGCAGUACCGUGAUUGAGGCAGCGCUUUGAGCAGUCGUUGGGCAGAAAAUGUGAAUAGGCAUGCAUAAAUUAUAGAGCCAAGUGGUGGUUUUUUUAAAUUGACUAAGGAACGCAAAAGGGUAUUUAAAGGGAGAUGGAAUGUAGAAACAAAUGCAGGAAGCUAGAAGGCCAAUACAGUGGUACCUCGGGUUACAUACGCUUCAGGUUACAGACUCCGCUAACCCAGAAAUAGUACCUCGGGUUAAGAACUUUGCUUCAGGAUGAGAACAGAAAUUGUGCGGCAGCGGGAGGCCCCAUUAGCUAAAGUGGUGCUUCAGGUUAAGAACAGUUUCAGGUUAAGAACGGACCUCCAGAACGAAUUAAGUACUUAACCCGAGGUACCACUGUACUGGUGAAUUAGGCAGCAGUCUGUGCAUUUCACGUAGGAAUAAGGUCCAUCAAACUCAGCGUGACUUGCUUCUGAGUAGACAUGCACAUGGUAGCACUGUUGAAAAUGCAGGGUUUUGAAAGUGGGCUUGAAAAGUGGUCAAAUGAGAAACCUAUUUAGCAGUCAUCCCUGGGUGUAUAAUCUAUAGAAAUGAAAGAGUAGCCUGUGUUGAAAAUGGUAUUGCUUAUUGCGGGAAAAGGUGCAGAGUGUGAAAUAAAUUUAGGAAUCGUGAAAGAAACUCUUCCCCGAAACUACUGUGGGUAGAAAUUCCAAGAGAAAAAGCAUAUCCUGCUAUAAGGCAUCUCCACUCAGUUGACCACUAUCCUGGCACAAUGGCUGACUUAAAAGUAUCCUCAGACCAGGUAAAGGUCAGCUUGAGUCAUGGCACAGAAAGAGGCUGGGAUCUAAAGCAGCCUUUCUCAACCUGUGGGUCCCCAGAUGUUGUUGAACUACAACUCCCAUCACCCCUAUCUAGCAAGGCCAGAGCUCAGGGAUGAUGGGAGUUGUAGUCCAACAACAUCUGGGGACCCACAGGUUGAGAACCGCUGAAGGAAAGUGGCAUUAAUUACGUAAGUCCAAGUUGGCUUUAGGCUUGUUUUUCUCAAAAAAAUAAUAGUUUCUAUACUGCAUGGCAACUAUAUGUGUAAAACAAACGUCAUGAAAUGUCUAGUGGGGAAGCUAGACAAGUCUUCCGGUCUAUCGAGCCCUACACAGAAGUGAAAGAACCUCUUGAUUCCACACACAUGAAUGGUGGAAAUUGCCCAGACAGUCUAAUACAGACAUUUAACUUCUAGAAUGGGAACUGGUAAAAAAAUAAAAAUAAACAAGGGGAUUGGUCAAAGGGAAGAGGACUAUUGUCUCUUUAGGAAGGUUGGAGUUCAGUUAAACCAACUGUAAUCGAGUAAACUAAGAUGAAUGCCCCAGAUAGGAAGAGGCACAAGUAAUCCAAAAGUUUGCUUAAAAAGCCGAGGAAAGAAGAGUUAUUUAAAAAGCACAAGUCAAAAUAAAUAAAAACUAAAUGUAAACGUGAAACUGACGAGGAAACCAAGGUGGAACCUAUAAAGUCGUCUUGUGCAAUAUUGCCCAUCAGAGUUAUAGCCAGGUGAGGGGAGACUUUCUGGGAAGCGUGUUUAACAAGCUGAGUACCAAGGCUACAAAGGCUUUUCUUCCAGUCACCACUUGUCUAACUUUAGUUGGCAGGGAGAGAUGCAGAAGAAGGUGACCACAAGGUUCAGGCAGGUUCCUGUGAUGGAAGACAAAUCGCUCCAAGCCACUUGGGACUGGAUGAAUUUAUCUGGUCAGAUCCAGUUAGACGGUGUCUAUUUCCAUGCCUGUUACAACAACUGGAUAGCUCAGUCAGUAGAGUGUGAGACCCUUAAUCUCACAGUUGUGCGUUUGAGCCCCCCAGUUGGCAAAAGAUUCCUGCAUUACGGGGGUUGAGCUAGAUAACCCUUGUGGUCUUUUACAAUUCUAUGAACUGUGAAGUCCUACGGUUACGAACUGAUGGCUGCUAGCUCCAGGUAAAGGUAAAGGGACCCCUGACCAUUAGGUCCAGUCGUGACCGACUUUGGGGUUGCGGCGCUCAUCUCGCUUUAUUGGCCAAGGGAGCCGGCGUACAGCUUCCGGGUCAUGUGGCCAGCAUGACUGAGCCGCUUCUGGCGAACCAGAGCAGCAAACGGAAACGCCGUUUACCUUCCCGCCAGAGCGGUACCUAUUUAUCUACUUGCACUUUGACGUGCUUUUGAACUGCUAGGUUGGCAGGAGCAGGGACCGAGCAACGGGAGCUCACCCCGUUGCGGGGAUUCGAACCGCCGACCUUCUGAUCGGCAAGUCCUAGGCUCUGUGGUUUAACCCACAGCACCACCCGUGUCCCUAGCUCCAGAUAAAAGUGGUCAAAGGUAAUAAAUAUAUUCCUGUGCAAGGCAUAUCUUUUUAGGCGAAGAUUUCCUUACACCUGGGAACUUGUAUGGCUUUAAAAGAGGACUAGGCAAAUUCAUGUGAAAGUGUCCUAUAUGCCAGGGAAAGAAAUACCUGCCAAUGCACUAACCAAAGUUGCUAACAGGGAACAAAUGGCUGUGUAUGUACAUGGAUUGCAAAUGUGUUAGAUUCUGCAAUGGUUGGUAUGAAAAGGGGGAGAAUGUUGAUAUUUUCACCCCCUCCCAUUGCGAGAAUCUCCUGAUAGGACGUUUUCAGAAAGGAGGGGGCGGAAACUGCUCUCCGCUUCUUCCGUUCCUUCCUCACUCUGUGUGGCGUCUGUGUGUUAUCUAUGUAGUGUUUAGAUGGCUGUGUGGGAGCUGUAACACGCAUGCAAGCCAGAAGCUCUUUAGUUCUUAGUUUGUAGUAGCUAUUAGAAAUAAAAGAAGUUAUGUUUCACAGCAGGCUUCCGCGUUGUUUAUACUCUGCCGAGGUUGGUGCUCACAAUGCACAGUUGCGAGUCCAGUGCACUGAGACCUGCUUUCCAGGAUUGGAAGGUCUCUGGAAGUGCUCCAGUCGCCUAGCCCAGCCAGGGCAGAACCAGUUACUGAGCCCAGUCGCUGGCACCGGCUCAAAGGCGUACUGACAAUUCUAUCUGUGCCUACUAGCCAUAAAGUCUACGCUGUUCUUCCACGGUUAGAGGUAUUAUGCAUCUGUAUACCAGUUGCUGGAAAUCACAAGUGGGGAGAGUGCUGUUAUACUGAAGUCCCGCGUUUGCAGGCUUUCCAUGGACAUCUGGUUGGCCACUGUGAAAACAGGAUGCUGGACUGGGUGGGCUGUUGACCACCCUGUCUCAACAACCUCCUGGCGCAUAGAUGAGGAGCCUGUGUGUCUCCAGAUAUUGCAUGACUACAAGUCCCAUCAUCCCUGACCAUACCAUUUGGGGGCAAGUGGUAGUUGCAGUCCAAAAACAUCUGGAGGACCAAAGGUUUCCACACCUGUCCUAGGGCAUGGGUGACCAACCGGCAGAUCACUGGCUGAAUAAGACCUGACAGCCGUUUCUACUCACCCCAGUAGCUGCGGUGUCAGAAGCAAAACCCCACACAUCGCUUGGCAAGCAGCUGUAACACGUGAAGCAUCAAUUCUGAACCGGCAAACUUAGAGAAAGAGAAGAUGUGUUAGAGGCCUCCCCCUUUGCAGCCACCUUUGCUCAAGAGGGGCUGCAGCUAAUAUCUUCUAAUAGGGAAGGUACCAUCAAAAGUUGGGUUUUUAGCCCUUCAACAGCUCAGCCAGGGAAGAUCUGGUGUCUUCCUGCCCUGGUUGAAGAAUGUGGCUGUGAUCUGUUUGUGUGGAACUUGCCUGCUUUCAGAUGUUAUUGGUGUACAACCCCCAUCCUUCCUGGACCACUGCCUGGAACUGGUCCAACAACAUCUGUAUGGACCACCUGUUUCUAGGGAAACGGAAAUAGGUGCACACUCUUCUUUGUCAAAAUAAAUAAAAAAAAUAAAAAAUUGUCCAGUAGCACCUUAAAGGUAAAGGUCCAGUCGUGGCCGACUGGGGUUGCGGCGCUCAUCUCGCUCUAUAGGCCGAGGGAGCCGGUGUACAGCUUCCGGGUCAUGUGGCCAGCAUGACUAAGCCGUUUCUGGCGAACCAGAGCAGCACACGGAAACGCCAUUUACCUUCCCGCCGGAGUGGUACCUAUUUAUCUACUUGCUCUUUGACGUGCUUUCGAACUGCUAGGUUGGCAGGAGCAGGGACCAAGCAACAGGAGCUCACCCCAUUGCGGGGAUUCGAACCGCCGACCUUCUGAUUGGCGAGUCCUAGGCUCUGUGGUUUAAUGCACAGCUAGACCAACUAAGUUUGUUCUUGGUAUAAGCUUUCGUGUGCAUGCACACCUCUUCAGGUACCAAAUUAGAGAUUGUAAAGUCCUUUCAAUCCCUGCAUCAGGGUUCUGUUCUUGUACUUUGUAAAAUGCCACACAGACUGAUCGCUGCUGAUUAGCAGUAUGUAGCCCUAACUAGUCAUCCCAAAACUAAAAUGGUUGACACAAUGUGCUGUGUAGCCUUGCAGUCUUCCAUUCUGCUUUCUCUAAGCUAAUGCCAGCAAUCUCCCAUUUCCUCCUAUUCAAAAUAGUUCGGCUUUAUUAUUUGAUUUGAUUUGUAUACCAUCCAUCAUCUAAAAAUCUCAGGGCGAUUUACAACAUAAACAUAUAUAUAUAUAAUAAAAAUAUAUAAUGAAAAAAAUAAAAUACAUAAUAAAAACAAAACAAAACCAAACCAAACCAAAUAACCCUCCCCACAAACACAAAAGGACAUAGAAUGCUAAUCAGCCAAACGCCUGGUUAAAGAGAAAAGUAUUUGCCUGGCGCCUAGAGAUAUGUAAUGAAGGCGCCAGGCAAGCCUCCCUGAGGAGAGCUUUAAUUUUCUGUUUUAAUUUUAACAAUUAAUGACUCUUGACUUUGUUCUCUCUAACCCUUUCCUCCGAGGCUCAGAGGAGAUCACCACCCGCCUGUUCGCUUUGGUUUUUAAAGGACAACAAAUGAUCCUCUGUCUGCUAACAACAAAUCCAGUACUAAUUUAAUGUUACAUUCAAGCGCCAUCUCUUCCCUCCCGCCCCCCAAUCCUUAACCCUGCCCUAUACUUCCUUGCUGUUGAGCAUAGGGGGCAUAGUAUAGGGAUAAAAUAAGUAUAAAGAAAGGGCUUACACAGAUAGCAAUUUGCUGUUCCCUCUGUUCAGCCCUUGAAAGUUGGGGAGCCCACAAGGUUGGUCACUUCCAAAUCUAGGUAUGAUAAUGACCCUCUGUGCCUGUUCCAGCAGCAUGAACAAGCAAAUAAUAAUAAUAAUAAUAAUUUAUUAUUUCUACCCCGCCCAUCUGGCUGAGUUUCCCCAGCCACUCUGGGCGGCUUCCAGCCGAAUAUUAAAAACAAUACAGCGUCAGACAUUAAAAACUUCCCUAAACAGGGCCACCUUCAGUUGUCUUUUAAAAGUAAAAUAGUUGUUUAUUGCCUUGACAUCUCCUGGGAGGGCAUUCCACAGGGCGGGCGCCACUACCGAGAAGGCCCUCUGCCUGGUUCCCUGUAACCUCACUUCUCGCAAUGAGGUAACCGCCAGAAGGCCCUCGGAGCUGGACCUCAGUGUCCGGGCUGAAUGAUGGGGGUGGAGACGCUCCUUCAGGAAUACAGGACUGAGGCCGUUUAGGGCUUGAAAGGUCAGCUCCAGCACUUUGAAUUGUGCUUGGAAACGUACUGGGAGCCAAUGAAGAUCUUUCAGGACCAGUGUUAUAUGGUCUCGGCGGCCGCUCCCAGUCACCAGUCUAGCUGCCACAUUCUGGAUUAAUUGCAAAAGCUGAGAUGAGGGUCACUGGUGCCUUUGGGUGACAAAUGGGCACGGUUCCAUCCCCCUUUACAACAGUUCACCUAACUCUUAAUGAAAUCAGGUGAUCCUUAACCUCAGGCCCAGGGAGUGAAUACAACCUAUCUGACCCCAGAACCUUCCCCAGGCCACAACUCUGCUUUUUCCUAGUUGAAUUACAUGUUUGAACUAUGCCUCUUGUUUGCCUAGAUUGGGGAUAGAAAGGGGUGUAUGAGUGUGUGUAAAACCUAGCCUGCUGUACAUGGAUAUAAUGUCAGUUGCUCCACUCGCUUUCGCCUCUGGACCCACCUCUGGAAGAAGGGAAUAUAGCCCUCAGGACCCCCCGUGUCUGCACCAGUGUAUAGGUCAUAAGAAUACUUAUCUCUGACAUCAUUCGUUUCUCCUGCCUUUCCUAAAUUAUUGGAUGAAACGGAAUAUCUGAUACUUGGAAAUAGAAGGUUAAAAUGGAAUGCACAGGUCCAAGAAAAAAUGAUUCAGAUUCUGGAUUCCCAUGAAUUUGCUUUAUUAAAGGGGGAAAUGUUGAUAGAAACAGGAAGCAUAAUGCGCCCACUGAUGACCACAACUAGUGUGAUAAAAAACAAAAAGUUUAAAAGACAGACUUGGUUUGAUAAGGAAUGUCAGAAUAGCAAAAAAUGCCUGGCUAGGGAACUUAGAAAACUGAAGUUAAAACAGGAUAAGCACAAUCUUGCUCUACAAGCUGAGGUAGCCCAAUUACAAUAUAAUUAUAAAUUAUUACUUAAAAGCAAGAAACAAAUAUAUUCUGAACAACAGUGGAAAGCAUUGGGAGAUGCAGCACUUCAAAAGGUCAUAAAAUUGUGAACAAGCCAUGGCCUUUAGCUUCUUCCUUCUCCCCCCUCCCUCCCUCUCUCUUUCUUUGAUACAGGGUAGGGGCUGUAAUUGCCAUCCAAACCAUGGUUUUCCAUUAUGUCCAAACUAUAGUGCAAGAACGAAGGCAGCUGGAGGGGCAUCCGCUAAAGCUUUUGGUUCAUUGGCAGUUUCCCCAAGCCAUGGCUUGAAGGAUCACUAGGAUUCAGCCAUGGUCUUUAGAUAUCUUUUGAGGAAAUGCUCAGGAUUCUGUAGUUGUGAUUCCUUCAUGUGCCCUGUGCGUAUGAAUUUGGCCUAAAUCAGCCGCCAAACCUGACUUAGUUUCUAUGACUUGUUUUUGCAGGAGGUGUACAGGAUCCCGAAGAAGAGCCAAGCGGAAAAGGAGACCACUGGUACGUACUCGUAGAUGCUCUUCUUUGGGUAUUGAUCAGGUUGAGAAGAAGGCCAUUGAUUACAAAAACAUUGCACUGAAAGCCCCCGUCAGAGCAUAAUCCUCUGGGACUCUUGAGUAGAACUUCCUUAAAAGCACUCUGUGAUUCAGUAGUUCUGCAUGACUUUAUAGGGAUGCUCCUUUGUUCUGUCCUUCUCUUCCUUCGUUGCUCUCUUCCUGUGGCUCAACUGAAACAGCAUAGCCUUGCUUGACCACAGAAGACUUCCCUGAGACCUGGGAGGAGGACAGGCUUAAAGGUAGCACGUGGUUCAAGCUCUGGUGUUGAUCAGCACUUGUUCCUUAGCAGGGGCAAAAAGAGAGUUUGAAAAACCAUUUCUCAGAGUUCCUUGCAAGUCAAGAUCUCCCUACAUUUAAAUAUAAAUCCAAAGGUAAAGGUAGGCCUGACCAUUAGGUCCAGUCGCGAACGACUGGGGUUGCGGCGCUCAUCUCGCUCUGUAGGCCGAGGGAGUCGACGUUUGUCGCAGACAGCUUCCGGGUCAUGUGGCCAGCAUGACUAAGCUGCUUUGGCGAAUCAGAGCAGAGCACGGAAACGCCGUUUACCUUCCCGCCGGAGCGGUACCUAUUGAUCUACUUGCACUUUGACGUGCUUUCCAACUGUUAGGUGGGCAGGAGCAGGGACUGAGCAACGGGAGCUCACCCCGUUGUGGGGAUUCGAACCGCCGACCUUCUGAUUGGCAAGCCCUAGGCUCUGUGGUUUAGACCACAGCUCCACCCACAUCCCAUAAAUCCUUAUAUAGAUUUUGUUAAAUAAAAGAUAUCAGCAUCAGUCAGGUAUCUUCUCUGUACUCUUUUUUUGGACCUAAAAAGAUCUUUGUUUAGACAAGCCUAUGCAGAUACAUAGAAAUUAGCAAGUGUUUUAAUCUGUUUUUAGCCGAUUCUUGGUUAUCGUAUUUUUUUUAAAAAAAACUUUUUCACUUUGUCUUUUACUGACAGUUUUAACAUUUGGGUUAUUUUGUCAUCCAUUUAGGGGUUUAUGUACAAUCAAACGGUCUAUACAUUUUGUUAGAUAUUUAAAUACAUGAGCUAACGUGGCUUGCCUUCAGGUGUACAGACGGGACUUAAAUAAUGAUUUACAAUUGAGAGUGUUGAACGCACUCCAUAUAAAUUACCUUAGUGUGAUUCUUUUGGCUCACUUCUGUAUGCUAGGUCAGUAUUAUUAUCUCCAUGUUCCAGAUCAGAUUCAGGGGGGUCAAGGAGGGGAACAAAAGCUAUGACUUGCCCAAAGGUCACGUAGUGAAUUCACAGUGGAGGUGACAUUUGCACCAGGGACUUCCUGAUUUCAUAACUCAGUCUCUUAAUAAAGAAAACUGUUGUGGGUGAAGCCAACUAAGAGUGUGUUGACUGUUAAAAGCCUUGCUCAAUCCUUUGCCCCUGUAAAGAGUAUGGGUUGCUCGUGCGUAAGUUGCCGCCUCUCCUGGCUUUGUUGCCUUGUUAAACCUUUCAGUCUGGACAGCCCUUCACUUCGUGGCUGCCUCAGUCGCUAGCAGAAUCUGUCAGUGGGCGUUUCUUAAACCUUUUCCAACAUAAAAGUUGUUUGACACCCAGUCUCCUCCUACUCUCUCUGCGCGGAAGUCUUCUGCUCAGGGAGGGCAUGGGUAGCGGAGGACCCGUGCUCUCCCCGCUGGUGUCCGGUGAAGAGUCUGGGAGCCCUCUCGCCGAUUCCCCCAUCUGCCCCUCCUUAUUCCUGGUGUUGCGCUGAAUUGCUUCCCCAUCUGCUGAGCUGCCUCUCUCCCUGCUGGGCCCUUCUCCAGCAUCAUUUGAGAGCCUUCCCUCCGCCUCUAGCUCCGAUGUCAGUUCCCUGACAGCCCCUUUACUUGGAACUAAAUAUUCUCAACAUCUGGAUUAUUGACAUGCACAGAAUUGCUCUGCGAGUUCCUUGGGUUGGUGGCUGUCUUUCCCAAACACAUACAUUUCUCGCUUCUCCACACUGAGAACAAUAUUCUACUUUCGCGUAUAGGUCCAUGAGGGCUGCCAGUCUACAAAUGAUUAUUUGGAACAGAACAAAGAAGUAAAUGGCAUAGAGUUUAAUUCCCCAGGUUUAGAGACUUUCUGCAUAGUCUGUAAUUUGACCAAGAUCAGAAAUACUGCAAGCACGCCUCCAGUUUAUUGCAGCUUCAGAUCUGCAAGUUCUGCCCAGAAAGUUGAGGCUUCGUGGCCUAAAUGGAGGCAGGAGCCUGGGAAUCAAACUUGAGUUAAAACAAAAUAUUUUAUAGUAUCAAUUGAUCACAAAACCAUGGUUUAUCAUAAUAGAAACAAGCUGAAGCAAGCCUCAGACUUGCUGAAGCCUGUGCUCCUGUUCCUUUUUAAUGUAGCUGCAAGGCAUUUGUAAGCUUUUUAAAGAUUUAACUGCAGCUUCUCCUUUUGUCCUUACUUGACAAGCUGCUCUAAAUCUCAACUAUGGUUUGUUUCAAACAAACCCACUUCAAACGGACAAAACGAUAAGCUGAGGUUAUUCAAGAACAGAAGCAAAAGCCUUCAGACUCCGUGUGGCUAGACCAAAGGAGAAUGAGGUGAGCCCGAGGCUUGCUGUGGUUUAUCAUGAUGACUGAACCACAGUCGUUUUCUUAAGCAGGUAAACAGGAAUUUUAAAAGUAGAGCUGUAUUUUGAGGAUUUUAAAAAAAUAAAUCAAAACCUCUUGUAGAUCUAAAAUACGAACAGGAACAAUCUGCCCAGUGUUACGCACUUCAGGAUUGCACGAAGUUCAUUCAAAGAAGAGUUUAGCAUUCUGAAAUAAUUGGCACUUAAAAUGGCUUAAGUUUGGCUGGAUCGUACCCUGUACAGAUAACUUUCCGGAAGUGGCUAGGAAAUCUUAUCUAGGAAAUCUUUUUUUCUGGGAAGAUCUUGCGUCUCUGGUGGUUGACAUAAGCCACGCUAACAACUUCUGCCUGUUUUUGACAGCAGAUCGUGGGAGAGAGUCAGCAGGCCGAGACCCAGCCGCUACCCCAAAAAACCUGAGCAGAGAACGGGACCCCGAAAGGCAAAGUCAGAGCAAGGAAAAGAAAAAACGCAGAGAUUCUUUGUCACCCCCGUCGGCGUAUGAACGAGGCACCAAACGACCAGAUGACAGGCAAGUUGUUUUCUUCUUUUUACACGUCUCCAGAUAAAGGCUUGGGGUUCUGAGCUUCCUGGUUUGAAAUCAUCAAGUGAUAAUAACAGAGAGAGGUUUAAUUAGAUGAUCUGUGCUUCUUCUCCAAAGACUAUCAAUAAUGGCUCACAAAGAGCCAAGCCUUGAUGAACAAAGCUUAUCUAUUGUUUUGUGCAAUAUCUUGUUUGAAGAUCCAUUCUAGACAUUGGUCAGCGAUGUCUGAUGUGGCUUUUCAAACUACGGUUUUUCAAACCCUACAUGUCAGCCUUUUCAUAACUCUACCCCGCAUAAGAAGAAGGCAGAGAACCCAUUUUCAAGUUGAGAGCGGGAGAGGCGAUAAAGAGGGCAAGGAGCAAAAUGAAUCUCUGCGUGGGCUGGGCUGCAGCAAAAACAUUAGGGGAGAAUCUCCUCCAUCCUUCCCAUUUUUCCACUCCUCUUCAAGGCUUAGGGAGGUAACAAGACAAUUAAAAAUGAAUGUGAAAUUGAAUCUGAACAAAGCAGUUAAAAGUGGCUAGGUCCCUGUUCCUGCAGUUGGUUUGAUUUCAGCACCUGAAAGCCAGGUAUGAUGGUGGUGAUGGUGAUGAUGUUGUUCUUCCUCCCAAAGGAUGCCAGUUCCUGCUUUCAGGCUUCCCAUAGACACCAAGUCACCCACUGUAAGAACAUGAUGCAAGACUAGAUGGGCCUUUGGCUUUAUCCAGCAGCCUAAAGUCUUGCCUAAGUGACUUGCCUAAGGCCCCAAUCCUCACCUGUGUGUGUUGGGCGGGGGGUUAUUGGUUUGGUUUGUUCUUGCUUUUAUUAUGCAUUUUGUGUUUUUAACUUCUAUUUCUAUGCUGCCAACUGCCCUGAGAUCCUCAGAUGAAGGGCAGUAUGCAAACUUUAAUAAUAACAACAAUAAUAAUAAUGAAUUCACAGCCAGCCACAAUGCCAUGCUGGCAUUUCCCCGCUUACCCCAGGCUAAUAGCCAUGGGAUCAUAGCAGUGGCAGCUAAUAAUAAUAAUUUAUUUAUACCCCGCCCUUCCGGUUUAAAAACCGGGCUCAGGGCGGCUAACAACAAAUCUAAAACACUUAAUUGUAAAAGCAACAUAAAAUACAGUAUAAAAACAUGAAUAACAAUAAAAUUCAAAUUUCAGAAAUCAAUUUAGGGGAAAUCCAUCUAAUAAGCAUUAGAUAAUCCCCAGGGCUAGCUGACUGAAUUAGUCCUACUUGGGCCAGCGAGGAGGCCAGGGGAAAAUUAGCUGUGGGGUUUCAGAGCGGGUGAUCUUCAUAAAAGGGGGGAGGGGGGAAGAGAAGGGAAAUAAAAGACCAGGCUGAAUUCAAAUUAAAGGCCAGGCGGAAUAGCUCUGUCUUACAGGCCUGACGGAAGAGGUUCAAUCCCACAGGGCCCUAGUCUCCUGGGACAGAGCAUUCCACCAGGUGGGAGCCAUCACUGAGAAGACCCUGGCCCUGGUGGAGGAUAGUCUGACUUCCUUAGGGCCCGGGACCUCUAAAUUAUGGAUAUUCAUGGACCUUAAGGUCCUCUGCGGGGCAGACGAGGAGACCAUUAGGUACGUGGAGGCCAGGAUUGUUUGACACUCCCUUCGUCUCCUCUCCCCCAGAUACGACACACCAGCCACCACCUCCAAGAAGAAAGUCCGGAUCAAGGACCGCAACAAGCUGUCCACGGAGGAACGCCGGAAGCUCUUUGAGCAGGAGGUUGCGCAGCGUGAGGCCCAGAAGCAGCAGCAGCAGCAGUUGCAGACCCUUGGGAUGGCCUCCCCUCUUCCCUACGACUCCCUGGGCUACAGCGUCGCGCACCAGACCUUCAUGGGCUACCCGCCCGGCUACCCCAUGCAGGCCUAUGUGGACCCCAGCAACCCCAAUGCCGGAAAGGUGCUUCUCCCCACCCCUAGCAUGGACCCCAUGUGCUCCCCGGCCGCCUACGAGCACCCUCAGACUUUGGUCGGGCACACGAUCGAGCCGGCCCUGGCCGCCCCUCAGCCGGUUCCCGUCGUCCAGCACGUAGCAGCAGGCACCCUGGAGGUGUCCGCCCCGCAGUACGUAACGCAGGGCGACCCGGUGGUCCACCAGGAGCAGAGCGUCGCGGUCUUGCCGGUGCCGGCCCCGGUGCAAGGACAGAGCUAUGGAGUCUGGGAUUCCAGCCAGCAGACGGUAGCAGUGCAGCCGCCCUAUUCUCCAGCCCAGUCCCAGCCGGCCAUCUACUACCAAGGGCAGGCCUGCCAGGCUGUUUACGGAGUCGCGUCACCCUACUCGCAGACCACGCCACCCAUCGUGCAGGUAAAUUGCGCGGUGCAAGGGCUCCAAGUGAUUUUGGUUUUUUUGACACAACCUUCACAAAGGUGUGCUCUCCAAGGCUUAAGAAGUACAGUGGUCCAUUGCGUUUUGAGAAACAGGGUUUUUUGUUUUACAUGCUCCAUUCCAUACUCACUACUCAGUAAAGUUGGGCAGGGGUCUCCUUCCACUUGAUCCAGAAGCUGCAGUUAGUGCAGAAUGCCGCAGCGCAAUUGCUGGCAGGAACGAGGCCUUGUCAGCGCAUCACACCGCUGCUCGGAGAUCUGCCCUUGUGGCCAGUUUGCUACCGGGCCAAGUUCAAGGUGUUACUAUUGGUAUAUAAAGCCCUUAAGAACUUGGGACCGGUUUACCACAUGUGCCCAGCAGAAUUGGCACUGCUGUGUGUGCCACAUAAUACUCGUUCUGUGUUUGUAAGAACUCAGCCAUUUAGUGUGGCGCUGCCUGCGCAUUGAGAACUCCUUGUCUAUUGAGAGCACAGUUCUUGAGAACUUUUCUGCUUUCGGCAUCUGCUAAAAACGUUGUUUAGCCAAGCCUACCCAGAUGCUUAGAAAGUUGGUGUAAUUUUAAUCUACUUUAGCAUCUUAACUUUUGCAUGUUUUAAAAUAUGAUUGUGGAUUUCACACACACACACACACACACCUUGAUUUUACUGCUUGUCCUUCGUAAACCACUUUGAGGUUUCUUUACGGACAAGCAGGAUAUAAAUUUUAUGAAAUAAAUAAACAAAUAUCUACUGCCCGCUUGGCAGAGAGAAGUGGAAAUUGGCAAGGGAAGAGAUCUGUGAGCCCAUAUCCUCUCUGUCCCCCUGGCACCUUAGCCUAUGUGCCUGCAGUUGAAUAGGUUCAUCAGGAACUUCUAGGGUGCAAGAAGCAUAGUAUCUAUAUAACUGCAAUGGGAUAGAACUUCAGCCUCAGCAACGAUUACACAAAACAAAACAAAACAAAAGAAUUGCCGUGAAAAUCCCUGAAACGAGAGGUAAUCGGAUAUAGAAUUGAAUAUCAAAUUUUAAAAAAAAAAUUAAGGAAAAAUUAACCUAGAAUUAAACAAAGACUUAACGAGAUGCCGGCUACAAAACUCGUUUCACUGAACUAAUCAGUUUCCUCAGAAGGAAAUAAAGAAUUUUAAACCUUAAAUAAUUUUAAGUGAUAUCAAAAAAAGUCUAGAGCAGGGCUGAGACGCUUCCUUGAGUUUACAAAAAAGGUAUAAAAACCUCAAUGACAAGUUUUAAACAUAGCCCUAUUUAAGAGAACAUUAUAAACCUUAAAUGGUUUUCACUGAUUUCCAACAAACUCAGGAGCAAGGCUGGAGUGCUUUCCUGAGUUUACAAAAAAGGUUUUAAGAAAAACUUACAAAGGAAUACGAGAUAAGCUGUUUAAGUUUCAAACAAGCUCUAAAACAUGGCAGAAACUCAAAAAACAGGGCUGAAGCGCUCCUGACUGCUGAUGUUAAAGACUGCUGCAACUGACUAUGGCAACAGACUUCUAUUAAUCUGAAAUAGUUGUUUUGCCUUAUGCUGUCUACAGCAUAAAAGGACUAUACAUUUGGGUGUCUGGUCUGCACAAGCAUUGUAGCUUUUUGGGCUUCUUUGCAAUGCUCAGUUUCUCAAUGCAAGAGGUGCAAUGUGUUGCCUAGAAGUCAUUUCCUCUGCCCUGGAAGUCCUGCUCCAACUCUCUGUUUUUAAUGGCUGGUUGCCGUUACUCAGUGAUGGGUAAGCAUUUUGCACAUGCUUAAUUUGACCUCAAACUAUUCUUUAGCUUUUCUGAUUUAGUAUCCUUGUCACAACAGCGCCUGAGAUUGUAGCUGCUGAUGCUAAAAAACGGUGGAAUGCAGAUCUGCCAAGUAUCUGUUAAAUCUUUCGAGUGGAAACACAGGACUACUCUUUUUUUUGGCGGAGGUGCUGUUAUUGGGUUGUUGCUUUUAUUUUGAUUAUAUUGUGGUUUAUAUGUUGAACUUUUCUGUGAACCACCCUGAGACCUCCAGGUAUAGGGUGAAUUCAAUUAAUGAAUAUGAAUAUGAAUAUGAAUUCAAUUAAUAAUAAUAAUAAUAAUCAAUAGAAAUUGUUACAGUGCAGUAUGGAAGACACCCAGCUGUUUGUCUCAAAGAAGCUGUUGUUUUCUCCUCCCCUCCUUCAGAAGCACUAGUGGGGUUCUCCAAGUAAUUUCCCCACUGCUCUCUUGUUUUCUCCCUAGAGCUACGCACAGCCAGGUCUCCAGUAUAUCCAGGGGCAGCAGAUUUACACUGCUCAUCCCCAGGGCGUUGUGGUGCAGCCUACGACGGCAGUGACAACUAUUGUAGCCACAGGACAGCCCCCGCCUAUACAGCAGGUAAGGUUUGGGGAGUGUGGUCUUCUUGGACUUCUAGAAGGCCCUCCUCUUAGCCGACCGGAAUGAACCUUCGCAAAACCUUCCUCUCUCACAAGUUGCAGAUGAAAGAGAUUAGGUCCAGUUGUUCAAGUGAAAUGCCUAUUUCAAAAUCUGACAUCAUUUGUGCAAUGCAGGAAUGAAAAACGCAGUUCUCAGUGUCUUGGCCCUGGGAUACGUUUUUCCCAAUAUAACACAACCUUUCUCUGGGUGCAUGUUUAAAAACUUUAGCAGAUUUGAUUACCAAAAGUAGAAGAAGAUGCAUAAAAAUUGGCUUGUGAAUGACAUGUGUGUGUGAUUUCCUGCGUUUUCCUAAUCAAAAUGCUUUCUGCAUAGGAAGAGUGUAGCCAAGUGGCUCUAACUCUGUUUUAUAAAACUAAGAAGAAGGCAGAGAGUUGAAAAAUUGUGGGCAGCUUUGUUCUCAAAUAUAGCGCUUCACAUCAAUGUCGCUAUUUCUGGAUCCUUGGAGUAUUACUAUUCAGAGAGAGGAUUAUUAUUAUUAUUUUUUACAAAUGUCCUGAAAAAUUAUUGGACAGGACAAUAGCAGAAGAUUCAAGGUUAAUCAGGAAUGGAUUGUGGUCCUUACCUCGCUUAAGAAAAUGCUCCACUUCUCUCCUUUUUGUUGAUGCGUUUGGCCCUCUUUCAGUUCCGUUGCUGCAGAUCAGUAUUUUUCAUGUUUUCUCUUCUUGUCUCGCCACUUCCAGCCAGAGUUGGUGGUCACCAACAACCUCUUGGACCUGCCCCCUCCAUCUCCUCCCAAACCCAAAACCAUUGUCCUCCCUCCGAACUGGAAAACCGCCCGGGAUCCUGAGGGGAAGAUCUACUACUAUCACGUGGCCACCAGGUCAGCGACCUCUUCAUGUUUGUUCUGCUAUUUAUACCUGCAGCAACCUAUUGUUCUCUUUUUUUAAAAAAUGUCUGUUGUUUUGGGUAUUUCACAUGAUGGGAAGGAUCUGGGUGCAUGGAACCUGAACUGAGUGGAUAGGGAAUCACUUUCUGAAUGACACGCUCAGCUCAGUGAAACACUAUCAUUUGAGAACGUAAGGCACAUCUUAUACGGUGGCUUUGAGGUGUUGUAGAACAAAAAUCUGCCCUUUUUCCCUUAUGGGGUAUCCAAGAGCCCAUAUAGUGUCUUUACAUAGGUUCCCUAUUGGUAGGAGAAAAUAAGAGAGGCCAACCGGAGAAUAUUGAGAAGCAAAGCGGCUAGUAAGCUUGAUCUUUAUUGAUCUGUUGCAACAGGGUCCUCACUCACCACACGCAGGAAAGGAGGAAGAACCCAGAACAAUGGUGCACAAGGCCUUAUAUAGACAUUUUAAAUUCCCUGCCCUGGAACUCACGAGCACCCCCCAGAUACAUCAUACCUACAUCACAGAAAAGGCCAUCUAAAACAGAAAUUUGAAUGUUGUUUUUCUCCUGUCCUUGUUUAUCUCUUGUCUGGCAGGGUACUUGAUUGGGCAGCCUGGCCAGUCUUUUGUAAUGAUAAAUACUUAGUUCCUGGGCCAGGUCACAGGCUCACACCCUAUUUGUAUCUUAAAUGUGUCCUUAAGACAGGAUUUGUGAAGGAAAAGACAAUGGGGAGGCUUUUCCAUUUUCCUUUGACCUUGCAGAGAAAACAUUUGGUCAGUUUGGGAAUCAAAAAUGGUUCCAGGUCGGUCUUCCUGUGCUGAUCUCUGUAUGUGCUUGGUUGGUACACUUAUGAACAUUUAACAUAUAUCUAAGACCUCAAAAUUCCUAUCACAGAGGCGAGGAGGAGGAGACCCACAGCCUGUUGACCUUGAAGUCCCUCAACCCACAGGCUCCUGUGACUUUGCCCCUGCCUGUUUUGUAGUGCACACAGCAUUGAUUGUGGGGUCAGCGCAACCUUUGUGGCAGGAAGUGCAGGGUGUCUGGUUUGUUCAGCCAAGUUAAGAGCAUUAGAACUCCCCUUUUUUUAAGUACUUGCCUCACUAUCUUUUGGCCUGCUGUGCUCAGAUACAGCAUUUUUUUAGGUCAGAGACCUGAAGCUUUAAUCAGAAACCUUCCUUAUAGCAGCAUUCACAUCCUAAUACAGGUCACCUUGCUGAGAGGCUGCCGGCUUCAAGGCUAGUAUUCACCAACAACUUUACAGUCAUACCUUGGGUUACAGACGCUUCAGGUUGCGUUUUUCCAUGUUACGGACUGCCGAAACCCUGAAGUACCGGAAUGGGUUACUUCCGGGUUUCAGUGGUCGCGCAUGUGCAGAAGCACUAAAUCGCUCUUUGCGCAUGUGCAGAAGCGCUGAAUCGCAACCCGCGCAGACGCAGGUUGCGAACACUGUGGGUUGAAAACGUGCAUCCCGCACAGAUCACGUUCGCAACCCGAGCGUCCACUGUAUUUUGUUCCUUGGACCACUUCUUCCCUUAGAAUUGGUGCUAACCACUGUUGAACAUGUGCAUUAAGAGAAACCAGAUAUUCAGACAUCUAGCGCUCGCUAGCUUUUUAUGUUUUGAGGAGCUGUUGUAGGAGAGAGCACUUGCUUUCUUCCGAGCCCCUCCAGAAACCCCUUCCCACAUCACAUAUUCGGACAGGAUUUCCUUUGAGAAUUCAAACCUUGGCUGAUCCUUAGAGCUGGUGGCCAGUGACAGAAGGUGUCUUCAUGGCACUCAGAGUGGGUACAUUGGGGGGGGGGCGUUUGCCAGCAGCUCGGGGAGGGUGGCGUGAGAAGGAUGCAGCAGCCAUGGGCUCUUCGAUCCCAGUCUCGCCCUCGCUUUGUGCGGGCUGGAAGGGCAAUGUGAGGAUGAUGCCCCAGGGCAGGCACGCACCCUUCCAAUCAGUCUAAUUGGGGUUCUUGGAAGGGUGCUGGGCUGUUGUGUCUUCUUCAUGCUGCUUUGUGAGGCUGGAGUGUAGGAUCAGACCCGCAAAGCCUGCAUGAGGAGCAAAAUGCGCCCAGGGCAACAGCUCCCCUCGCCCUGCCCAUGCUACACCUUUGCUGUGGCAUCUUGCUUGUCUUUGGGGUCAGAGAAGUCUUUCUUGUUCAUGGAUCAUGGUCUCCUUUCUGUAGGCACCACUGUCUUGCCAGAGUGGUGCAUGCUCUAGUUAUCUCCCACUUGGACUACUGCAAAUGCGCUCUACGUGGGGCUGCCUUUGAAGGUGACCCGGAAACUGCAACUAAUCCAGAAUGCGGCAGCUAGACUGGUGACUGGGAGUGGCUGCCGGGACCACGUAACACCGGUCCUGAGAGAUCUGCAUUGGCUCCCAGUACGUUUCCGAGCACAGUUCAAAGUGUUGGUGCUGACCUUUCAAGCCCUAAACGGCCUCGGUCCUGUAUACCUGAAGGAGCAUCUCCACCCCCAUCAUUCUGCCCGGACACUGAGAUCCAGCGCCGAGGGCCUUCUGGCGGUUCCCUCAUUGCGAGAAGUGAGGUUACAGGGAACCAGACAGAGGGCCUUCUCGGUGGUGGCGCCCACCCUGUGGAACACCCUCCCUUCAGAUGUGAAGGAAAUAAGCAGCUAUCUUCUCUUUAGAAGACCUCUGAAGGCAGCCCUGUUUAGGGAAGUUUUUAAUAUUUAAUGCUGUAUUGUUUUUAACACUCGAUUGGGAGCCGCCCAGAGUGGUGGGGAAACUCAGCCAGAUGGGCGGGGUAUAAAUAAUAAAUUAUUAUUAUUAUUAUUAUUAUUAUUAUUAUAGGCAAACCCAGUGGGACCCUCCAAACUGGGACAGUCCGGAAGAUGAUGCCAGCCUUGAGCACGAAGCUGAAAUGGAUCUUGGAACCCCAACUUACGACGAAAACCCCAUGAAGGUGAGUUCAUCUGACUAGCAGGUGAAACUACCUGCAUAGUAGUAACUCGGCUUGUUCCUAGCAAACUAAGGAUAAGUAUGCAGUGGUGCCUCGCAAGACGAAAUUAAUCCGUUCCGCGAGUCUCUUCGUCUUGCGGUUUUUUCGUCUUGCGAAGCACGGCUAUUAGCGGCUUAGCGGCUAUUAACGGCUUAGCGGCUUUAAGAAAAAGGAAACAAACUUGCAAGAACGUUUCGUCUUGCGAAGCAAGCCCAUUGGGAAAUUCGUCUUGCGGAAUGACUCAAAAACCGGAAAACUCUUUCGUCUAGUGAGUUUUUCGUCUUGCGAGGCAUUCGCCUUGCGGCGCACCACUGUAGGUUCCUAGCUCAAAAGGUGAUUUAUCUCCUCCAGACGUGCAAAAUGAAGUUAAGCUUUCUAAUAGGCCACAGAGCUGAUCUGCCCAGACCGGUUGCAUAAACCUCCAGACAAAAAGUAGUAUAGAGCUAUAGUUGCAUGUGAUAAUUGUAAUGUGUUGAGCCCUGUUAGUGCUCAGGUGGCAAACCAGAAUCUGCUCGUGGCUAGAGGUACACCUGCAAGCCAUGGUGCCGUUGUUUCCACUCUGACAGCCUCUGCACCAGGAGGCUGGAUCGCUGAAUGAAUGGAAAAUGAGAGAAAUAAUCAGGAAUCAAACAACCCCCCCCCCCCAAAAAAAAAUUUUAAAGAGUGGGAAUGCUAUGGAGGGUUACUUAAAAAAAGCACGUUGCUCCCAAAUAAAAUCCUUGUUGUGCUUCGAUUAAUUUUCGCAAAUUGCAAGACAGAUAUAUAAUGUAAUGCUGAUGAUUGAUAAGGUGAAAAAGGACGCAGUUCAAAAAAAAAGGAAGAGAGGACCGAUAGUGAGGUAGAUGGAAGUCAUAUUAGAAAACUCAAAGAUUAUUUAUUUACGACUUAAAGGUACGGAGAUUUAUGGUGGUAGACUUCGGGAAAACGACUCUUAUUAUUAGUUUGCGAAUUGUAUCGUGGCACCGAAACAAGAAUUAGAGUGGACUUAAGGGGAAGCUUAUCGGAACCAUUCAAGACAUCAAAAGGCAUGAAACAAGGCUGCAUAUUGGCUCCCACACUUUUUAACUUUUAUGAUAUGGUGCCACAUCUAACACAAGCGCAAUCCUCCGCUCCAUCAGUUAGUAAUAGGAAGAUAUCCUGUCUGCUGUACACCAGUGAUGUGGUGCUGCUAUCACUCUCUCGAUUAGGUCUUAAAAAUCUGCUCACAGCUUUUAGCUCGUAUUGCAAGCGAGAAGAGCUCGGCGUGAAUUACUCAAAGACCAAAAUGUUGGUCUUUGGCAAGCGUAGCCCCAGAUAUACAGUGGUACCUCAGGUUAAGUACUUAAUUCGUUCCGGAGGUCCGUACUUAACCUGAAACUGUUCUUAACCUGAAGCACCACUUUAGCUAGUGGGGCCUCUUGCUGCCGCUGCGCCCCCGGAACCUGCUUUCUGUUCUUAUCCUGAAGCAAAGUUCUUAACCCGAAGCACUAUUUCUGGCUUAGCGGAAUCUGUAACCUGAAGCAUAUAUAACCCGAGGUACCACUGUAAAUGGAAAAUGGACCAGCAGAAUCUGGAGCAGAUACACUCCUUUAGAUAUCUGGGUGUUCUUUUCACUGAGACACUAUCAUGGAAGGGACACUUCGAGGCUGCGAAACUCAAAAGCGCAGAAAGCUUGUGGGGCACACCAAUGAAAUUCUCUUUUACGCUGGGUGGCCAGUUAUUAGAACCUGUACCAAAAAUCUUCGCCAGUAAAGUGGUUUCCCAAAUGCUGUAUGGAGUAGUGAUAUGGGGCAUGGACCCAAAUGCUAACAAAGCCUUAGAAAUAGUGCAGAACAAAUUUCUCAGGAAAGUGCUCUCGCUCCCCAAUGGGACCCCAGCUUGUGGGGGGGGAUUAAUCUUCCUUUUCAUUGAGCAGUUAAUAGAGUCCUGGAGAUCCAGUUUCACUUUUGUGUUUCAAGGGCUUUGUCUGGCCUAUGAGCAAAGUGCUGGAGGCCGGAGACCAGGACCCACUUUGAACGCAGCCGCAGACUUGCUGGAUGGCGCUGGGCACCUCUCUCAGCCUCUAGGUAAAGGUAAAGGGACCCCUGACCAUUAGGUCCAGUCAUGGCCAACUCUGAGGUUGCAGCACUCAUCUCACUUUAUUGGCUGAGGGAGCUGCCGUACAGCUUCCGGGUCAUGUGGCCAGCAUGACUAAGCCGUUUCUGGCGAACCAGAGCAGCGCACGGAAAUGCCGUUUACCUUCCCGCCGGAGCGGUACCUAUUUAUCUACUUGCACUUGGACGUGCUUUCGAACUGCUAGGUUGGCAGGAGCAGGGACCGAGCAACGGGAGCUCACCCCGUCACGGGGAUUCGAACCGCCGACCUUCUGAUCAGCAAGUCUGUGGUUUAACCCACAGCGCCACCCGCAUCCCACUCAGCCUCUAGUCCACUCCAUUUAUUUGCAAGAUUGAUAGUGUAAGAUGUUGAGAAAGACCUUCUGAAAGCGAUAGUAAAUAACGAACAGGGAGGGGGCGUCAGGUGGACUAAAUUGGCUUUCCCCAAACCGAUGCCCUUCAGCAGCUUUGGUCUAAAGCUCCCAUCAUUCCUAGCUAUGGGACAUGCUUGUUUUGGCUCCUGAGAGUUGUAAUCGAAAGCUGCUGGCGGGGGACGAGGUUGGAGAAGGGUUGAGUCAGGUGGUCUUUGGGAUCCAUUGCGGCUAUAUGAUUCUGUAUUGAUAAAACACCAAAAUGUUCAGAAGAUCUGGAAAAAAAACUUUCGUUGUGGAAUAGUUUAAACCUGAUGAUCCAGAAAAAGCAAAUGUGUUAAAUGGGAAAUCCCUAGGGAACUGAAAGGUUUCCUGCAGAAUUCAACAAGCAUUUCAAAUCUCAUAUUUGUAGAAUCUAUUUUGGACACAUUUCAACAAAAGGCACUGCUUCAGACUCUUGAGAAACUGCUCUAAGAAUUUUUGCUUCCCCAAACUUGGCAAGAAUGCCGUGCAGCUGAAGCAAACCAAAUUACCCCCCCUUACAUCUGUUUGUUUUCCCUGCUGUCUAUUUUUGACUGCAGGCUGUUUGGUGGCAAGGACUUGUCUGUCUUUGCCUAUGCAACUUUGCAAGAUUCUGUGGACUCAGCUGGUGCGCAGAGACAAUAUGAGAAACACAUUUGCAUGCCUGGUGGCAAUGUAAGGCUGUCCGUAGAUAAAUCAUUGUAGAAUAAAUUAAAGCACCUUAAAUUAAGCAGAAUUUAUUCCUCUCGUCAGUGCUGAGUAGCAAAAUUAUCUGUGCAUUUGUUAAAAGUCUGUGGUUUGAGUGUUUGACUGUAUAAGUCAAACACCUUAUUUUAUGUUACUGGGCUCCUCAAACCAGCUCUGAUCCCACAAGCUGUUAAUCUUUCAUACCCUGGGAUCCAACCCAGCAUGACAGAUCUGGCAAGAGAAGUCUGAGGGUUCCUCUCUGAGCUGCUUCUCUUCUCAACAUGCUCCCCUAAAAUAACGUGACCUCAUCAUGCAAAGUGUGAGUCUGAAUGUUCUGAAUUCCCAGGGCAGGUGUCUCCAAAUUUCUCUCUGUCUCAGCUGACGUGUAACAGAGAUCUGCUCCAGUCUUUUGCUGCUUGGCUAAGAAGGGAAAGAACUCAGAGGGCACCACAUGCAUUUCAUUCUCUCUGUGAGAUGAAACCGGCACCUCCAAAAAUGAAUUUUCUAUCCUUUCUGUCUCUUUGCAGUCUUCCAAAAAACCCAAAACGGCAGAAGCAGACACUUCCAGCGAGCUGGCAAAGAAGAGCAAGGAAGUGUUUCGAAAGGAGGUGAGUUCCAGCUUCGUAGUGGGUGAAGUUUUUGCUCCUCCUCUGGGGCUGAGCUACUGGUGCUGCAGUGGAUGGAUUCCUCCUGUGCCCUUUGAAUUAGUGGGUGUUUGAGAAAGAUCCACAGUAGUGCCAGAUUAAGGGGUGGUAGUCAACAAAGUUUUACUUUGAGUAGGCCAGUUGAAAUUAGUAAACAUGACCAAGGGCUGUUAAUCGCAAUGGGUCUACUCUGAGUAACACUUGGUUUGAUACCACCCCAACAUUCUUGCAUUCUUGUCCUGGACCAAGUUUCCAAAUGAUACACAGUCGUGCCUUGGUUGUCGAACGCCUUGGUACUCGUACGUUUAAGCUCCCGAACGAUGGAAACCCGGAAGUGGUUUUCGAUUUUGUUUUUGGAAGCCGAACGUCCGAUGCAGCUUCUGCUAUUUUUUCCGGCGCUCCUGUGCAAUUGGGAGCCGUGCCUUGGUUUCAGAACGUUUCGGAAGUUGAACGGACUUCACAUUCUGUUCGAAAACCAAGGUAUGACUGUACCAGAGCCAGGGCUUUUUCAGCCGUGGCCCCGAUCUGGUGGAACGCUCUGUCACAAGAGACCAGGGCCCUGCGGGACUUGACAUCUUUCCGCAGGGCCUGCAAGACAGAGCUGUUCCACCAGGCCUUUGGCCAAGGCACAGCCUGACCCCCUAUCACAGAACUCUAGCCCAAUGGUUGCCAUCAAUUUGAUUUGAACUGAUUUUAUAAUAAAUUGAUUUUAGAAUGCUGUAUUAUUUUACUGUUGUUAGCCGCUCUGAGCCUGGCUUUGGCUGGGGUGGGUGAGAUAUAAAUAAAAAAUUAUUAUUAUUAUUAUUAUUAUUACUGAGAAGAUGUUUCAAGAAGGUUUUUGCUCAUGCGUCCCAACAGCUCCUGCACGCACUUCCUCCCUCCCUCCCUCCCCCAGCCCAGCCCCCCUUUUCUCUUGCUGAAUUAGGGAGAAAUUGUCAGUGGCUCUAACUAAGGAUUGUCAUUUAACGUUCCCCCCCUUUUUCCAGAUGUCUCAGUUCAUCGUGCAAUGCCUGAACCCCUACCGCAAACCAGACUGCAAAGUUGGGCGGAUAACCACAACCGAAGAUUUCAAGCACCUUGCACGGAAGGUAUGGCGUGCCUUUUCCUCAAGAGCCAGUGUGGUGUAGUGGUUAAGAGCAGUAGAUUCGUAAUCUGGGGAACUGGGUUCGCGUCUCCGCUCCUCCACCUGCAGCUGCUGGGUGACCUUGGGCCAGUCACACUUCUCUGAAGUCUCUCAGCCCCACUCACCUCACAGAGUGUUUGUUGUGGGGGAGGAAGGGAAAGGAGAAUGUUAGCUGCUUUGAGACUCCUUCGGGUAGUGAUAAAGCGGGAUAUCAGAUCCAAACUCUUCUUCUUCAUCUCCGUUUGCACUCGAGCUGCCGGUGACGCCGGCCAAGCUGAGGCCAGGAAAUGAGCUUUAAGGGGAAGGAAGCCUGGAGGGGGGAAAAAACCUGGGUUAAAAACAGAAGAUUUCCUGGAUUAUCCUUUCCUUGAAGGCCUGACCUUGGGAAUACUGGAGGGACCUUGCUUCAGGGGUGCCCACAGGAUUGGGCAUUUGCUCCCAUUUCCCCCAGAGGCAUCUCUUGAAGACCAGGUCCCUAGACAAAUCAGCGAGAAGCAUCUUUGCGAGUUUGCAUCGGGAGGAGCUACCGCCGAUGAAACUCCUCUGGCUCAGAAAGCGAUUCCAUUUCUCCCUGACUUGCGGAGGGUGGGAAUCGUUUCCAAGGCAAGAGCCAUUUGCAGGAAUCCACCUGGCUGCUUGCGAGGCCAGAUGGUUGCAGAGACUUGUUUGCUGAGGCUUGAGUUGCGGAUGGGAUGGAAAAGGCCGGGGCAGGCAGGCGGAAAAGUGCCUUAUGUGUGGGGGCCGGAGAGAGGGGAAAGAAACUCGGUGUGCCUUUGAGCUUGAAGAGUGGAAAUGGGAACUGUGUGUGCCAGCAGCACCAUUUGGAGACAAAGUGCUGCCUUUGAAGCCCGUGCCAAGUUUCCUCUUCUGUAAGAGGACCCGCACGAGUUCGAGUGUCUUCAAAAGGAAGUUGGGGGCCUGCACUUGACCGCAGCCUCUCCUGCUGCUGACCAGAGCGGCUGGCUUGCGGCUGUCAGGCUCCUGCUCUGGAAGGGGGAAAUGGCAGAGAAGGUCCCGCCAGCCAUCAGGCAACGAGAGGCAGUGUGGCAUAGUGGUUGGGCUAGGACCUGGGGGACCCAGGGCACUGGCGGAGGAAGAGGCGUGCGGGGGGAGCGCACUGCCACCGGUAGCGCGAUCCCGGCGGGGUGCCAUCGCAGCUGCCUGCCUGUGCUGGGCACUAUGCCCCUACAGGUGGCACAUCACGCCCCCGGGACGCACGCCAGCCCCACCCCGCCUGCUCUCCGCCCCCCAGUGCCAGAGCAUGAAGCUCCGACACUGACCCAGGGUUCAAAUCCUCAGCCGUGAAACUUGCUGGGUGGCAUUGGACCAGUCACCAUCUCUCAGCCUAACCUACCUUGCACGGUUGUUGCAAGGAUAAAAUGGGGGCCACAGGGACCGCAUAGCGUAUUUUUCACUCCAUAAGACAAACUUUUUUCCUCCUGAAAAGUAAAAGGAAAUGUCUGUGCGUCUUAUGGAGCAAAUGCAUGGUCGGUUGCUGGCUCCCUUGCCCAGGCCUCCAUUGUUGAAUGUUCUGCAGACGGAGGCUGUUUAUUUCCCCAGUGACAUGUGACUGGCUGGUUAGAUUAUCUGUCUGGAAGCUGUAGAAACGGCUCCCUUUCCUUUCCUAAAGAAGCUGCAGAACUGUGAGUUGAACCCCAUAAAAACAGGAUUUUUUCCCUUUGCAAAGUAAGCUCAACAACUUUGAGCUGAUCCUCAAAAAAAGGGACUUUUCCCCUUUGCAAAAGAAGCUGCACAACUGUGAGCUGACCCCCCAAAAAACGGGGCUUUCCCCCUUUCCUCCUCUAAAAACUAGGUGCGUCUUAUGGAGCGAAAAAUACAGUACACCUCCCUGAGCUCCUUUGGAAGAAAAAGGUGAUAUAUAAAUGUAAUAAAAUUUAUAAUAAAAAUUAACUGGUAUACUAAAAUAACAAAAACAGCCAAACGGUUUAAAUGCAAUCAAUCAAUCAAUCAAUCAAUCAAUCAAUCAAUAAAGUAUCAAGCAUUUUCUGAUUUCUUUCCCCCUGGAUAGAGCUGGGACCUUGACCCUUAGCUGGCUCUGAGGAGGACCACACUUCCUUGCGCUUUUUAAAAAUAAAAUUGGGACACACACAAAGCAGCUUACAAAAAAGGAGUGCAAAAGAACUUUUUAAAAACCAGCACAAAGGGCUAUUGUUUUUUAAGAAGUGGGUGAUGCCCAACAUCAGUCCUGCUCAGAGUAGACCCAUUGAAACCAGGUGACUUAAUUUCAUUUAUUUCAGUGGGGCUGCUCUGAGUUAUGACUGGUGCUAAAGGCACUGCAGCAGUAUGGAUAAUCAGGAAGAAGAAAGAUUAAAACAGAAAGGAUUCUCUACCCUGUUGGUGGAAGACCCAAGUGUGCAGGUGGCUUGGCAGAUGUUUCUGAGCCACAAGAGGGGUGCCAGCACCGAGAAGGCCCCGUUCCGUGUCCCGUCAGUCGUGGGGAAAGAUCCCCUUUUGCAAGGCGUGUUGAGCAUCCCUGGCAGCACCCUUUUCAGUGAUGGCUCCGACCUGGUGGAAUGCUCUGUCCCAGAAGACUAGGGCCCUUCAGAAUUUAAUUUCCUUCCAUUGGGCCUGUAAGACAGAGCUAUUCCGCCUGGCCUUUAAUCUGAAUUCAGCCUGAUCUUUUAUUUCCCUUCUCUUCCCUCCCCCUCCCCUUUUAUGAAGAUCACCCGCUCUGAGACCCCACAGCUAAUUCUCCCCUGGUCUCCUCGCUGGCCCAAGUAGGACCAAUUCAGCCAGCUAGCCCUGGGGAUUAUCUAAUGUUUAUUAGAUGGAUUUCCCCUAAAUUGAUUUCUGAACUUUGAAUUUUAUUGUUAUUCAUGUUUUUAUACUGUAUUUUAUGCUGCUUUUACAAUUAAGUGUUUUAGAUUUGUUGUUAGCCGCCCUGAGCCCGGUUUUUGAACCAGGAAGGGCAGGGUGUAAAUAAUUUAUUAUUAUUAUUAUUAUAAGCACAUCCUGUGCUCCGUAACGCUGACUAAUGUUUGCUUCUCAGCUUUCAUAGAAACAUGGAAUCGUGUUGUUGAAAUGAACCCCCAAAGGUCAUCCAGUCCAGCCCCCUGCAAUGCAGGAGUUACAGUUUAAUAAUCCCUGACAGCUGGCCAUCCAACCUCUGUUUUAAAAACCUCCAACAAAGGCGAGUCGGCCACCUUAACAACAGAGAGACUUGUGGCACUUUAAAUUCAUCACAACUUAAGCUUUCAUAGGGACGCGGGUGGCGCUGUGGGUUAAACCACAGAGCCCAGGGCUUACCGAUCAGAAGGUCGGCGGUUCGAAGCCCCACAACAGGGUGAGCUCCCUUUGCUCAGUCCCUGCUCCUGCCCAGCUAGCAGUUCGAAAGCACAUCAAAGUGCAAGUAGAUAAACAGGUACCGCUCUGGCGGGAAGGUAAACAGCGUUUCCGUGCACUGCUCUGGUUCACCAGAAGCGGCUUAGUCAUGCUGGCCACGUGACCCGGAAGCUGUACGCCGGCUCCCUCGGCCAGUAAAGCGAGAUGAGCGCCGCAACCCCAGAGUCGGUCACGACUGGACCUAACAGUCAGGGGUCCCUUUAUCGUUUUAAGCUUUCACAGACUAGAGUUCUGUUCCUCAGAUGCAACAUCCUAAAAAGAGCCCAACGCUCUUUUUAUUUCUAAAAUCUCGCUCCCACUGAUGAGACUCAGCUGAAGGAGCUUUCCCCUUGAACCUGGGUGGCACGAAAGGGAGCAGGUUUUCCGAAGCAUCCCUUGAGCGAGGAGCCUUGUUUUGUCUUGAUUCCCCCACCCCAGCACAAUUCCGCCUUUGCAGAGAGCCUCCCCCUGCUUUCACAAGUGGAUCCCUACAAUCUCCUUAACCCGGCUUCUCUGUUUCCUCUCCUCUCCCGCAGUUGACCCACGGAGUCAUGAACAAGGAGCUGAAGUACUGCAAAAACCCUGAAGACCUCGAGUGCAACGAGAACGUGAAACACAAGACGAAGGAGUACAUUAAGAAAUACAUGCAGAAAUUUGGGUCCGUUUACAAGCCCAAAGAGGACACGGACUUGGAGUAGCAGUCGCGGCAGGAAAGACAUCUUUGCUUCCAAUCUAGGAGCUCCCCUAACAAGGACACUUCUUCUUUUCCUUUUGUUUUCCACAGGAUUUCCGGCUCUCUCUCACUCUCUCUCGAUCUUUCCAAGUCGGGUUUGAGGAGGCCAGGCAGAAACUGCAGUGUGUGUGUGUGUGUAGGGGGGGAGAAACUAACUCGCACAAACACACCCACCCCAUGGUACAGUUGUGACUCACUCACCCCAUCGUUCGUUCCCUCUCUGCAAGAAAAGCCGGAACUUCCGGUCUGUUUGGUGCUGUUUUAGUGCAACAAACUCGAAAGCGCGUCUCGUCUCUCCCCCGCGAGAUCUGUAUCAUAUUUUAACGUAUAUGUGAAUAUAUUGAGUUCUCUCACCCCCCUGCCCGCCCCCCUUUAGCCCGAAACGUGUUGAUAUCAUGGGAACACUUUGUAAGAAUAGUUUUGAGAAAGGGGUGGGGUGGGGGUUUUUUUGUUUUGUUUGUUUGUUUCCGUUUUCCUUUCUUUUUUUCGUUCUCUGCAAGGUUACUCUGUUAUCAUGUAAAUAUUUGCGAACAGGCUGCCUCAGGGUUUCUGGCAAGCCGCGUGCUAUGUUGAUAAGAUUGAUUUUACUGCUUAAAUCAUUUUACUUUAUCCAAUUUUUACUGAAGUUUUUAUGUAAAAGAAAAAAAUUAAAAAAUUAAAUAAAACGGCAAUGAAAGAACAA
Molecule: messenger RNA, 83198 nt
Organism: Podarcis lilfordi (Lilford's wall lizard)
Lineage: Eukaryota; Metazoa; Chordata; Lepidosauria; Squamata; Lacertidae
Source: the annotation of a GenBank genome assembly